Porites lobata is the source of this 57173-nucleotide messenger RNA. Lineage: Eukaryota; Metazoa; Cnidaria; Anthozoa; Scleractinia; Poritidae. The record is from the annotation of a GenBank genome assembly.
AAUUUUUCUAUUUCAUAUAGUAUUUUUUGUGGGUCUCGACCAGGUACUACUAGUCGAAUUGUUGGUGGUUCAGUUGCAAGAGUGAAUAGCUGGCCGUGGCAGGUGAUGUUGAUCAGAACUUCUGGAAGCCAGUUUUGCGGCGGAUCGUUAGUAGACCCUUAUUGGGUGGUGACCGCUGCACAUUGCGUUAACGGAAAAUCGCCGUCUUCUAUCAAAGUGAAGUAAGUUACGCUUGAAAUAUUUUAAAACCAGAAAUAAUGCUUCACUGUAGGAACACUUGGGAGAAUAGGUACAAGCUUUGGGCACAAUGAUUUCUGGGAUUGUUUGCGUGGACAAGCUUUUGUUAUCAUUGGUCGUGUAUUCAAGGCAAUUAUUAGCCAGCCAUAAGCAACGGUUUUCUUCCCCCUCCCCUUUACCCAAACCAUCCUAAAAAUCGUUGCGCUGGAAGCUUGUACCUACUUUUUCUGGUAGCUUCUGGAGUGGGGAAUUGCUGCCUACCGUGAUCAUUGACCCUAUGUUCACGAUUCAAAUUAUUGGGUCUCUCUAUCCCGACAGCAUGCAGUAGUAGGCUGGGAUUUCUGAUUCUGUGCAUACAAUUUCUAGUGAUUCUGGCGCGUUAAUAUAUUGUUUUAAUUAAUCUGCGAUCAGGUGUCAAAAAAGAUAUAAUAAUUGUAAUAGUUAUAAUAAUUAAAUUAAUUAAUUAAUCAUCAACAACGAUCACAUUUUUUCUGUAUUAAAAGGAUAAUCAUUAUUAAGGAUCGUUUACAAUCAUAAUUGUCCUUGUUGCUGUCAUCGUCGUCAUCAUCAUCAUCAUCAUCGUCGUCGUCGUCGUCGUCGUCGUCAUUAUCAUCAUCAUCAUCAUCAUCAUCAGCGCGAUUGUCGUCGUUUAUUAUAGUUGCUAAAGUUUUAAAUAUUAAUUUUAAAUGGUAGGUACUUUUUUUCUUAUUUAUUUUUCAAGGUUGGGAGCUCACUACAGAACAAGCGGCAGUGUUGGAACAGAACAGGAAAUCGGGGUUGUACAGAUCAUCAGGCAUGAAAAUUAUUAUGACCCGUUGAGCUAUAGCAACGACAUCGCCCUGAUUAAGCUCUUAAAACCUGCAAAUCUUGGAGUUGGCAUCGGGCUUGUCUGCCUGCCUGAUAUGUGCCACGCUCUCCCUUUUGACAAUUUAAACAGAAAGUGCUGGAUAACAGGCUGGGGUACACUGUCGUCAGAUGGGUCCCAGCCAAAUACCCUCAUGGAAGCUGAGAUACCACUGGUCUCCAAGCAACGUUGUCUGAAUUCCUACCCUGGAAAGAUUGAUGAUUCGAUGCUAUGUGCUGGCCUGGAUGCAGGAGGAGUUGACACUUGUCAAGGCGACAGUGGUGGUCCAUUGGUCUGUGAGUUUAACGGUACAUGGUUUCUUGAGGGUGUGACAAGUUGGGGUCACGGAUGUGCGUAUGCUUCAAAGUAUGGAGUGUAUGCUAAGGUUAGAGAACUGAAAGCAUGGGUAACCAACCAUAUUUAUCAAGCAAUACCGCCUGCUGUUUCGCCACAGAACCAAUCGGUGUCCGCGUUAGGUAAGUAUUUUAAACACCUUUUACAUAACCCUUUCUUGUAAAUUAAAAGUUUCCUUUCUGUCAUCAUCCAUCCAACGUUUUUUUACUGGCAAAAGUUCAAUGACUCUAGCAAAACAUGCAAUCGAAGCGUUGUCAGUGCCACAGCUUUUAUAAACACUUGGGAUUUCGUUAUUAAAAAUAUAUUUUGCUAGUGAUGUUUUGGAAGAAAAUGAAUUAGUAUAGGUAAUAGCAUGAUUUCUAGUGAUAUUUGGCAUAAAUACCACGAUUGAUAUUUCGAAAUUGUUAUACGUAAUUUCACCAGCCGUUAGGCAAGUGAAAUUUGAGACAAUUUUAAAAUAUCAUGAGUGUUAUUUGUGCCAAAUAUCACGUUCAAAUCAUGCUAUUAUUUGUUUAUACUAUUACCCGCAAAAGUUUUGUAAUUUUCCCGUGUAGGUAUUUCAAAUUAAGCUAAAAUAUCACUCCUCUAAACCAAUCAAAUUGCAGAAAUGUCACACGUAGUAGUAUAACUGAAUAAAUAAACGAAAGAACGAACGAACGAACGAACGAAGGAAUGAGUAAGUAGAUGAAUAAAAGAGCGUACGAACAUUCGAACGAAUGAAAUUAUGAAUAAACGAACGAACGAACGAAUGAAGAAUGAAUAAAUAGACGAAUUAAUGAAGGGGUGCAUGGACAGGAACGAAUGCAUAAAUUAAUUUAUUAGUUUAUUUUACUUACUUAGUGUGGUGUGCAUUUGACAAUGGAUUAUGCUCCGGUUGGAACCAAUCUUCUUCAGAUGACUUUGAUUGGACACUUUGGUUUGGUUCAACACCAUCAGGAUCUACUGGCCCGUCUUCUGGGCAAGGGGGAUCAGGUUGGAUUUAGUUCAAUUAAUUUCUUUUAGUCCCAAAUUCAUCUUCAAUUCAGAGGAAAUGAGGCUUCAAUGAAGUUCCCGUAGUCAUUGGCAUGAAAUAUAUUUUAGUCUAUGUUUCACGUGUCAUAUUUGUAACGAGACAAUAUUACGUGUCCGUAGCCAUAUAUUGCAAUGAAGUAAAACUUAAUCUAUAAUACGCGUAAACAGCUAACGCCUCUGCCUGUUAGUAAUCAAAUAGCAUGGAGCAAUUUAUAUCUUAUAUAGAUUUUUUAUGUGCUUUUCAGUCAAAGGAAGCUGUAAGAAAAUAAAGAUAACUUUUUUGGGGCAUUUUUGUUAAAACAAACAAAAACAUCAACAACAAAAUACAACACAAAGUCAGUCACGUGUGUACAGUAUGUUGCCCAGUAUCCGGCCACUUCAGUUUAACAUUGCAAUAACUUUCCUUUCGUGGUCGCAAGAGCUCUGACAUUUGGCCCACGGACAAUCUAUUUACGCCUUAACAUGAUGAAAGACAGUUUAAUUUUUUUGCCUUCGCUUCCAUCGCGGAAUUAAUAUCUUUGCAGAGCUCCUAUGUUGCCCAGCAUCUGGUCACAACAGUAACAACAUAAUUAUGCAUAGAUAUGGACAGGCAAGCGACUUUUUAGCUCCUCUUGCACUUGCAAAGUAGUCUGGCAUUUGAUUCCAAGAAUAUUAAUCGACCUGGGAACCCAGCAUCGUGAAACAAAAGAUAACAAAUAAUAACCGGGGUAUGGUGGGGAAAACUACGCGAGCGGCUGACCAAGGUUGCAAAUGUGGAGAGAAAAAAAAAAGGAAAAAAAAAGGAACUAACAAAUAAGACAAAAAAAUAAAUAAAUAAAUAAAUAAACGGAGAAGGGCCCUUCCGACUGUCAAAGGUCACUCUGCCUUUUAGUCUGAGCUGCAGUGUUGAUUUCUUCAUGCUCUGUCCCCACAUUUGGGCUGCCGUUGUCUAGCACUAAUUCCUCUUUCUUGAACUUCACAUCUCUCAAUCCCUUUGGGAAAUUUUUCAGACCGUUGCAACCCCAUUCUAACAAUCACAACUGGGGGAUUUGUAUGAUAAUAUUGUUUCAACUUCGACGCUUCCGGAACAAGCCGUGCCAACGAAAUCAAUUCGCCCUUGAAUUUCCAUAAGGAGUUGAGUAGAGUUACCUUAUACAGAUUAUUAUUAUAUAUCCUAAUAUUUAACUACUGUUAUAGAUAUAAAAUAAAUCUUGCCCGGAUAGUACGCAGCUAAUUCAUCGAUUCUGCACAGAAAAGAAAAAAACUGGCAGGAUGUUGGGCACCUGACAUCAAUACUUAGUGAAUGUUUCUGGCCUCCGUUAUUCCAAACAAAUUGAAUUUCAGGAAGAAUUUAUGAAUUUUCUGACAACCUGACUUCUUUAAGUAUCUUCACUUUAAAUAUAACACAGUUUCUUUAAAAAUAUCACAUAUUACCAAUCCUUAUUUGAACACCACUAGUUUUACUGCGCGGUAAACAGCUUAAAUAUUAGCCAUGGAAAGUUUACUCACCUGAACAGAACGGCGCCUUCUUCAACUGUUUCUCAAGCUGUAAACCCGCCAAAACUUGCAUUUUAAAGCUGAUUUUCUUCAGCCUCCAUUCGAAAUACUUUGUUUACCGAAAACUGAAAAGGGCGCUACAAAAAAUGAGUUUUUGUUUUAAGGUGAUUCCCUAGUUUUGCACUGCGCAUCUCUUACUGCGCAUAACAAGAUGGCCGCCGUAAAAAAGAGCAGGUGAAGUAAUAUUAUUAAAAUGAAGUUGACUGAAGAGAAACGCCAUUGGAAUUUUUGCUUGCUGCUGUUUCUUGCCGAGGUGAGACUCAAUGUGUUGGGAAUGUGCAUAACGUAUGCAGUACGCGUGUUGCUGAGUUCGACCUCCUCUCGGAGAACCUCGAUAGUGGAUGUUUAACUUGUGCUUACGCACUUUGAUUUUCAUUUAAACACUUUCUUUAUCACAUUGUGUCCCAAAUGUGACAUCUCUAUGUAAAUUCUGUAAAAUCGGAUUUUUUUAAUACUUUCUUCCCCCUUUCACAUACAUUCUAUUUUGAAACUCGCCCCAGUCCUCUCUCAAAAAUCGGAGAAAAUGCGUUUGGUGCGCACUUUCUGCAGCUCUAGCGCAAAAACGGGUACGGUGACCCCCAUUUUUUAUUUCAUGAUUUUAAUAAGGACAGUGCUUCCUUUCGAUGAGAAAAAAAUUGGCACAAAUCUAUGUUCAGUUUUUUGGCAAUUUUACUAAAUUGUACGGAUUGAGCCAUCACGGGUUGAAAAGCGCGCGUCCAAUUUAAUUCUGCUUUGGAGCGUAAAGUAAAAACAAGGGCAUUAAAAGGCAUUUUUCUGGUACGUAAGUGGAUGAACAAUACAUUAAAGUCAAAUUCUGUGUGAUGUCACAUGCAUCAUCGAAAAAACCUCUCCUUGUUGUCUAGUUUUGCUCUGCCCGCGGUUUUUGUAAAAGGGUCCUAAAUAGCCGUAUUUGUCAGCAUUGUGACGUCAAAACGAGCACGGUGACCCCCACUUUUUAUUACUUUUUUAUCAUCUUCUUGACUUGUUACAUCAGUGUACCAAGUUUUAGCUAAAAUCUAUGUUAGGUUCUUUUACUAUGGAAUCACCUUAAGUGGCCGGAUACUUGGCAACAUACUGUAUCGUCCUCUGUUGAUUGUUAAAGUAAUAUUUACUUAUAUUUGCCUCUCCUUCUUUACUUUAAGGAAAUUAUAUGUACAUUGAAACAUCCUCUCCAAGAAGACCCGGCGACAAAGCCAGGCUUGUUCUUACUGUUCCAAACAACGGUGAAAUGUCUUGCCUUUCAUUUUACUAUCAUAUGUACGGAGCUUCAGUUGGAACUCUUAACGUCUACAGCGGAAACAGCAAAGUCUUUAACACUUCUGGACAACAGAGUAAUUACUGGAUUAUGGAGGAGAGAAACAUAAUUCUGAAUGGAUUGGUAAGAGAAAAAAGUGUGCCAACGCGCACGUAAUUCUAGUUAGCUUAUCGUGUCAUUAUCAUCAUCGUCAUCUUCAUCGUAAUCAUUAUCAUUAUCAUCAUCAUCAAUAUCAUCAUCUUCGCCACGACCAUAAGGGAGUAUACGCAGAUAGAAAGUGUCCGGUAUAUUGCUAACUACAACUCAACACUUUCCGCAGGUAAUAUUCGAGGGGAUUGCAGGAAAUUCAUUCACUGGGGAUAUCGCGAUUGAUAGUGUAGAAAUAAACAGUGGAAACUGUCCAGGUAAAAGUAAAUCGAUUUGUAUAUAUUUUUAGCCUUCAAACAAGCUCACUUGUGUGGAAAAUCACUUUUCCUUGCGCGCUGGUAGCUCCGACGACCAAAUUUCCACUCACUGUCAAAAUCGAGUCCGCUCGCAGGCUAUCUAAUUUUAAAAAACUCAACAGCAUACCUGAAUAUUUUCAUUUUAUACGCCCUCUUCCGUUGUCCUGGCCUACUCAUACUAUGCCGCGUUUUUGUUUCAUUACAUUUGCGUUCAGCGGCGGAUCCAGACUUUCAGAUAAAGGUUGAUUUCCACUGACGCGUUUUUGCCUACGCACGUUAACGCACGUAAAUUUUAAUCACGUAAGUAAAAUAGAGGCACGAUAAAAAGUGUUGAGAUUAAACGAGAAGUUGAGCGAGGUUCAACUUUUACUCUUACGAGCGACCUUUCAUACAUUGCCUCUAUUUUAUUUGCGCACGUAAAUUUUACCCACAUACGCACGUACGCACGUAAAAAUUACGCGACACUGGAAAUCAACCUUAAGGGGGAGAAGGGGUAAGGGGGGGGGGGUUCGGGUAAGUGGACCGAUCAUCCUGCGGUCUAAAAAAAGGGGGGUUGGGGUGGUCGGGCCCCUCUCAUGAAUCCGCCACUUCCGGUGCAACUCGUCUUGCCAAUUAUCAUUCAUCUUGAUACUAUGGAACGAUCCUUCAAGUUAAAUGACAUGUGAUUUAUUUACCUGAUUCACUUGUAGUAUCCUGUGAUUUUGAUAAUGGAUUGUGCUUUGGAUGGAGCCAGUCGAAGCAGGAUGUAUUUGACUGGACGCUUUACUCUGGCCGCACGUCUUCGUCAAAUACUGGACCAUCUUCGGAUCAUACAAGUGGAUCAGGUUUGCUGAUAUUGAAAUUCAUUCCUUAACAUUUUCUCACUUUUAUUUCACGAAAAUAUAUUAUUAUCAGUAUAAAUUCAUUGGAUGUAGAUUAAACUUUAGAAGAAAUUUAUCUGUUCAAAACUGGCGGUUGUAAGCAUUUAACUCGGUUGCUGUUAGCCUGAAAUUCAUCCGAUUGCUUCGAGUCGUUUUCUCCUCUCAACAACGUCUGAAUCGACGGGCCGUUAAUGCCGUCCAGUGACGUCACUCACUACCCGAAAACCGGGUAGUGAUUUUGAUUGGUUGAUUAUCUAAAAAUUCGCAUAAUUAUGUAUAAUUGUGAAAAAUUUUAGCGGGAUUGUCGCUUGAUAUUCAGCGGAUCGCAUCCCCGGUAUUUCGAUAAGCUUAAUCUUUAUCUUAAACUGCAAAAUUGCCCUUGUCUUCGAAACUGAAAUGCUAAAUUGAACUGCGAAUGAAGAAUCAUUGCGGAGAGUCGGUAGGUUUUUGAUUUAGAGCCGCUUUGUGGUUUCGGCGGCCGGUGACUUUGUUUACGCGAAGUUUUCUGAAAUCAGUGUUAUAAUUCGACCUUCUUGCUAUUUUCACCGUCAAGUGUAAUGAUUCUGUUAGCUGUUCUUUCUUGUUUCCUUGUUUUUUUUCUUCGUGAAGGACCAAAUAGCUUCUUUUCAAUUAAAGCAAAUCAUUGUGUUUUUGAACUAAGUGUUUCAUGUGUGUGUUUAUUACAUUGCGUGAUUGCGACCGAGUUUGAUUAUAGAAUUCAGUACAGCCCGUUCAGAGUUGUACUGCAUGCAGUUGAUAGUUAGAACGUUAAACAUGAAUCACGAUCGAAAAAAAUAAAGCAAUUCUGUAUCAUGCAGACAUUUCCAAACGAUGUUUCUCGGUUUGCCACUUGAAAAUCGUGUUUUACUUUUUGCAUGAAUUAAAGCAAAGAUCAAGGAGUAGUGACGUCACUGGACGGCAUUAACGGCUGGUCGAUUCAGACGUUACUGAGGGAGUAAUAACGGCUCGAAGUAAUCGGAUGAAAUUCAGGCUAGGUUGCUGUGCGAUAUAUAAACGACAUGAACUAUGAAGUAUAUUAAUAGUUGUAACAAGGUACAAAAGCGGAAUGGGGGAUUGCGUUACUGUGUGACAGCUACGUUAUCAUGAUGUUCUUGAGUAUGAAUCUGUUCCUGUAGGGGCAUGAACUUGCUAAUUCGUUACGUUUGUUAAGGCUACAUAGUUAUUUUUGACAGAUUCUAAAGUAUAAACAGCAACCCCCUUUACCCACAAAGCGAACAAUACAAACAAUAGGACUGUUGUUGUUGACAGUGACCGACGUUUCGACAACCUGUGCGGUAGUCAUCUUCAGGGUCAAAGUGAGUUGUAUCACGCCAGUUGUUGUUAUUGUACUGUGGUUAUUGACCUGAAUGACCUGUCAGUUGUCCAGUAAAACUUUCGACCAAUCAGCAAUCUUUCCUUUGUUUCAAAAUUGGCUGAAAGAGUGGCAGUUGAUCAGAUUCAGUCCUACUUAAAUGAGCAUGAUCUUUUUCCUACAUUGCAAUCAGCCUAUCGACGGCACCAUAGCACAGAAACUGCCCUGCUUAAAGUCAAGAAUGACAUUUUGAUGAAGAUGGAAAAUCCUAGAUUCUGCCAUGUUACACCAUUGCUUUUCCACCUUCAUUGGCUUCCAAUAAGUUACCGUAUAAAGUUUAAGAUUCUACUUUUGACAUUUAAGUGCUUAUAUGGUGAAGCUCCUAAUUAUUUAGUUGAUUUAAUUACUAUCAAAACGCAAUCCAGGUACUCUCUAAGGUCAAAUGAGUCUAUAUUCCUCGAGUUACCAGGCAUUAAGACCCAUCCACCUCUUGGCGAUCGCGCAUUCCAGUCAGCUGCACCUUAUCUCUGCAAUGCAUUACCUUCGGCAAUUCGCAACAAGAAGACAUUGGACACUUUUAGGACUGCUGUUAAAACUCAUUUUUUUAAUUUAGCUUUUAAAUAGAUUAUAAAAGUUAAAAUCUUUAUUACAAAACCUCAAUUAAAAUCCUAUUUACAAUCAACCUGCUGUUACAAAAAAAUCUAAUUAAUUCAUCAAAACACUAUCUACAAUUCCAUCCGUUACAAGAGAAACCCCUCGGCCUUCAUUAGAGAACAAAAACAAUCCUAUAUAUAAUAAGUGAAGAAAGAAAAAACUAUUCAUUUACAAAUUCUAAAAAAUAGAAGUAACUUAAGAAUUAAGAAUUCCAUCAUGCAGAGAUAUUAAGAUACUACAAUCGAAUUAUACUAAUGACGGCUAAACCAGUGUCCAUAAAAAGCCCUAAGUCCCUAAGUAUAAAAGCAUAUAGACACGUAUUUUAGAUAUCCGCAUUAGCGACAUUUAUUUUACAGUCUAAUUAUUUGCUCUAUCUUGCUACGAAACGGCGUUCGCGAACCUCUGAGCCAUGCUAAAUAGAUUUAAUUGCUGGCUUUUAUUGUAGACUUUUUCUUUCUAUUGUAGUUUUUAAUAGUUUCUCACGCUUUAGUCACCUUUAAAAUAAAUUUAAUAUAACAAUAUUGUAAAGCGCAACCGAAUAUAUUCAUAUAGAAGUUGUCGCUAUAUAAAUGUAAAUUAUUAUUAUUAUUAUUAUUAUUAUUAUUAUUAGUAGUAUUGUUAUUAUUAUUAUUAGUUCUCUCGCAGUUGGUUUUGCUUAAUUCCGUCAGUGCCGGUAAAUGUUGACUACGAUUCAGUGGCGUUUGUUCUAGAACAGGACUACGUUCACCCUAACUACUGUUGAAGUGACUCUUGGGUUCAAACCUUUCACAGUAUCAUUAUUAUUGUCAUUAUGCCCUUGCAGGAUACUACAUGUAUAUAGAGACUUCGUCUCCUAGGCGACUAGGUGACAACGCAAAACUUCAAGUGUCAGUUUCUGGAAGUGGCGCAGCUGCUUGUCUCGAAUUCUUUUAUCACAUGUAUGGUGAUACCAUAGAAACCCUUAAUGUUUACAGCGGGAAUGAGCUGGUUUUCAGUGUAUCUGGGAACCAGGACUUCUACUGGAUACCAGCAAUGAAAACGAUAUAUUUGCGAAACAAUGUAAGUUUAAUAUUGUUUUCUUCUAAAAAAAAUCAACACUUGAUUAUGAUUUUCCUCGAUUUCAGGUGGCUAAAAUCUUCACAUAAUAUUUGCAGGAAAUCUUUAGAUAUUAUUUUCUUAGAUCAUCGGUUAAAAAUGAUGCUUUUAUGACAAGAUCUGUCAUACGACCUUGCCAACCUCCUUCACUCCUUCACUACUUUUUUUCUAAAAAUCUUCUACGAUUCAUCAGAUAUACCGAGUGUCAUUGCUUUUAAUUAAAUACUCCAGGAUUCGCACGCACCUUGAAAGUCCUUGAAAGUCCUUGAAUGUUAAAAUAUAAAUUCAAGACCUUGAAAGUCCUUGAAAAUUGCAGUUGGUGCUGGAACGUCCUUGAAUUUCAAUGCCAACAGGAGCAAACGCAGAAAGACCUUAGGGAUAAAAUUACUCAUGUUGUGGAAGAACAAAAAUAGACAUAGACUCAAGGCUCUCUUUUGCACUGAAUGGAGUCAUUGCAAAAAAGGGAAAUGUGUCCUUGAAAGUCCUUAAAAAGUCUUUAAAUUGUUUGUUCAAAAAAGGGUACGAACCCUGAUACUCGCACAAGUGAAGUAUGUUAUGAAAUUACCUGUGUGCUACCUUUUCUCCAGCAAAACUGACCACUAUUUAUAAAUCUAAUUCUGAGGGUAAAGUGAAUCUUAGUUUGCUUUCUGUUGAUUACCUCUCUUUUUUAAUUAUGGCUUUUUAAAUUUUAUUUCGGUUUCCGCUCGCAACGAUCCAACUUAUUUCACUUACUCUAACUGUUUAAAGACUUCCCAUUUUCCACAUUUGUACUUUAUUUAUAGGUAAUCUUUGAAGGAAUUGCGGGGUCGUCAUAUACAGGAGAUAUCGCUAUCGAUGAUGUGGCGAUCACUAGCGGAAGUUGUGAUAAUCGCACUGUGUUUCCGACAAUUCCUAGCAUUGGAGGUAAACAUUCCCCUUGAUUAUUAAGCUUAAAAGUAUUUGGUUACAUUCCGUGUUAUUCCCCAAUGCAUUUACCAUUUUCAAAUAGACCAUAAUGCAGCUUGUUUACCGCCCAAAAUUGUGCAUACCAUUGUCUUCAAUUCCUCUGGGGACCACUGUAAUGCAGCCCAGGAGAAAUUGGAAAGGAUGGUUCUGUAAAAUUCGGAAGGUAAACAAGGUGCAUUAUGGUAAAUGUGAAAUGGUGAAUAAAGACAAAAAGUAUUUUCUCUAUGGGAGACAGCGUGACCUAGUGGUCAAUACUUCUAAUACCAUCCGGCAGCCUCGGGCUUACGUCCCGUUCCGUCUAGUAUAGCUGGAUUUGUUUUUCGGCCAACCCAAAUGCAAAUGGACCACGCUUGUAAAAAGCUGCAGAUUGCCAUUUGCAACUUGUUUUUAAAGCUACCUGCGAAGCUAAGUGCAUUUCCACGUAGAAUACAGCUGAUUUCUUUUAACUCAGGGCCACACUGCCGAGUUGUUAGCCAAGCGAAGUAAAAUAUAUCAGGUUUUUUUUUUUUUUUUACAUUUCUAGCAGGUUUUAAGCAAAAAUUGCUUAUGUUGAUUUCUAUCAGUUUAGUGUGAAACGAUUUUCGUGGGCAAUAUAUAUAUCUUAUUCGAGUUAAUUAAAAUCUACGUAUGAGAUUAAGUCAUGCUACAGACUUUUAUUUAAAGGGAACGGACCUAAUUACUAUAUUUGCACAGUCCUUGAAAAAUGCAUCAGCUCUUAAGUAAUAUAAGGUCAUCGGAUCUAAUCUUUUUUGUGUGUGUUUUCAAGUUUUCCUUUUACCAUUGUUAGGUUUACGACUGGUUGGAGGAUCUGAAAGCUGGGAAGGGAGAGUUGAAGUUUAUUAUAAUAACGUCUGGGGAACUGUUUGUGAUGACUCCUGGGAUAUGUAUGACGCGCAAGUUGUUUGUCGCCAGCUUGGAUUUCCUGGAGCGAUAAGUGCCCCAGGGUCUGCCCGAUUUGGGGCCGGAAGUGGUCAAAUUUGGCUGGAUGAUGUUGCAUGCUCGGGAAGUGAAAGUUCUAUAGGCUAUUGUCGGCACAGCGGAUGGGGUAUCCAUAACUGCGAUCACAGUGAAGACGCAUCGGUGAUAUGCGCAGGAGGUACGUCGUACGUCGAAUUGUUGUCAUGUUAUGUGGGUUUCGAUUAGUAUAGUACCGACCAUUUAACAAUUAAUGAGUAAGGCUGAGUAUCUUAUGAAGAAUUAUGGAGAUCUCCAUAAUUCUUCACAUGAUACGAAAGCCGAAUUCAAUAAUUGUCUUAUUAUUCAUUCAAAAUAAUUCCUAGUUUAAAAAUAUAGCUAAAACAUCCUUACCUCCAUCGAUCCAUCGAUGUUAAGGUCAUCUUCGAUAUAGCCUGCGUACGUAGCUGGCGGUAUUGUGCAGUAGUCGAGUGAUAUUUGGCGGCGGAGCCGUUGUAAUAUAGUCAAGUGAGAUGUGACGGCGGAGCCGUCUUGAGCGGCGAAGCGGCGAGAAAUACCGCCUGCCAGAAAACCAUGAUUUUUCGAAUGCCGCCCACUUUUGUCACCUUAGCUGAUCCCAAUUAAAUCAGCCAAUCAAAGAGAAACCUGCAAUUUGAAACUUCCGAUUAUUUUCGCGCGAGACAGUUAAGAAAUAAGCGUUGACAUGCUAAACACGACUCCUAAGCUCGUGAUAAUAUGAAACGUGACCUUGUGAGUUUGCUUAAACAGAGGUUUUUUUUUAUUUUCUCGGCUCUCGCGCGAGGGUUAUACUAGCACUGCACAGUGCAUGUAUCAUUCUAAACUUUGACUGAGUAAAUUUUUUUUUGCCACACAAGGCUUAACAUUAAAAGGUCAUGAAGCUGGUUUGUUACAUGCAUACUGAGUAACCAUUUCCUGUGGUUUAUUCCUCUGAAGGUGUUCCUGAUAGGAUUUGAUCUCAGAUGCAGUUGUUAAGUGUUUUAAGUUUCUUUGACCUUAGUUUCUUACGGCUAAAUAAAGACAAUUCCAGCGCUGUGAAGUUUAAAGACGCCAUUUCGGCAAUUUGGUCAUCAAUUAUGCCCUUUUUAAAGAGGAAACCACAAUCACUUACGUCUUUUCCAGUUUGCCAUCUGCUCCCUUAAUAGCGGGAAAUGUAUGCGAAGGAUCGUCUAACAUGAUUCACAUAUGUAUGGCCCUCGACCAAUCCGUUUCUUCGCACACUGGUGUGCGGACUAUUCAAAAUACCGGGGUUUUCUGGCAAGCGGUAUUUCAAUCGCCUCGUUCCCACUCCCUUUUUUUGGAACACGGCUCCGCCGCCAAAACGUUAAUCUCGCACCCACACAAUGCCGCCAGUUACGCAGGCUAUCUUCGAUAGUGCACACGUUUAGGGUUGUUCAGCUCCGCAAAUAUUCUCCAAAUAGCAGAUGUCGCCCUUCGAGUUGUCUUCCUGUUGUUCUUGCCAUUUUUUUAAGCUAUUUUUUCGCCUAGUUCUUACUCUUGGAACGGAUGAAAUGUCCGUCAUUUUUGUUCCCACAAUCAAAACAACCCAACCUCGUCCCCAGAUCUUCUCGGUUAACGGUGCCUUAACCUGCACGAACGCUGCAUUUUUGACGUCAUUUUCUCGCUAAACACAAAAUUCUUCCAACUAUGGUCAUCAGUAACUGGUUAUGGUGAAUUAUGCGUGUACUUUUAGCCUAUCAGAAUUGCGGAAAUAUUUUGUAUGAAUAAUAAUCUGAUAUAAAUGGUGUAGAUAACAAAUUAGAUAAAUGUUAAUUUGACGCACAUAUUACAUUUUAUAACCACUAUCAUGGAAAAUACACUACUAAUAGAGUAUGUUUUAUUUUGUUUUUGUUUUUUGUUGUUGUUGUUGUUUUUAAUGAGUAUGUGACAAUGAAUUUUUCAGAGCUUCCUGGUAUAAAUGCUUUAAAAACGAAGUUGUCAAUGUUAGUCGAGGGACAAAGAAAAUAUCAUUGUUCAACUGUGAUUUUGUUUGUAUACUUGCUACCACCUGAACUUAAAGUCGCGAAACGUUAAAAGAAUAUUUAGCUUCUCAACUUCUCUAUACCAAAAGCAUUAACAACUUAUGUGCCAUGGACAAUGAUUUUUCCUUUUUUAAAAUUUAUUUUUGGUCGUAGACGUAAUUUACCACGACAGUGUUUUUUUUUUUUAAUGAUGAUUUUUUCGCAUUAUUUAAUGAUGCUUUGCGUUCAUGCUUAUAUUAUCUUCCAUUUAAUAGUCUUUUUUUUCCUACGGCCAAUAGAAUUCCUAAUACAGUCAACUCUCGCCUUGAGGACACCCUGUUAUGACGGACAACCCUAUACGGACAGCAGCUAAAUCUCACGCAAAAAAAAUGAAUUACAGAUGUUCGACUGAAAUAAACUCCCGCUAUUACGGACUCUCGCUAAUAAGGACAAUAAUUUAAGGCCCCUGUGGUGUCCGCUAUAAAGGGAGUGCAGUAUUUUCAAUUAACUUGUUGCCAUUGCUUAUUUCAUAGGUUGCGGAGGAAGCUUAAAUCGAUCAUUUGGCCAGCUACAUUUUGGCCCGAAAGGUUAUCACGGUAAUAUGCUGUGCACCUGGUCAAUUGGAAAUGUAGGAAUCCAGCAAGCAGUUGCACUUAUUUCAAUACAAGAACUCAACCUGACAUAUUACAAGUGAGUUAAAUGAAGCAAUGUCUUCCAUAGGGAAUGAAUAAGAUUUAUUUUUUCUCUUUUUUGUUUAAAGCCGACGGAGCGGUUGUUUUGCAAAAUGUAGAGAUUGUAAAAGAUAAUAUCAAAGGAAAGCAAUAAAUAACUUCCUUUCUACUGUUGUAUUACGUGUGUAAUGUGCAGAUGUGUUAAACGUUGAAUAGAUGAACAGAUGAGCGGACAGAUGAUUUGAGUGGGUUGGAAAGAUUUGGAGAUGAAACGACAGCGAGAAUAGAUGAGUGGAAGGAUGAAAGGCAGAUAAGCUCUAAUCCAGCAUUAAAAUGUUGUUUCGUUUUUGUAUUUUACCCUCUUACCUUCCUAUGUAAUGGUUAGAGUAACAUUUAAUGUUAUCCAGUUACUGUAUCGCGGAAAAAAGGCUGAACAGUAUUUUGUACGCUUGAGCUGCACGUUCUUAUACCGGAAAUUAUUGCUUAAAGUUUGGCUUAAACCUGGGUUAAACUUAACCGUCUUUCGGGGAACCGGGCCAGGAGAAAAAAACAAAAACAAAAACAAAAAAUACAUGGCCGAGAAUAGCUACAAUCGGCGACAAAAUGAGUUGAGACACUUCGCCCAAAACUGGGCUUUUUCACGUUUUAUUAACGAGUCCUCAGUAGCUCAGAGGUCAGAGUAUCCGAUCUAGAACACGGAGGGUCGUGGGUUCGAAUCCCAUCUGGGGCUCAGAUUUUUUCUGUGUCCUCUUAUGGUUGAUUCUUUACAUCUCCCUUUAUUUCCUUUAUAUUAUUAACUUCAAAAGGAGGAAAUAUAGCUUUCCUUUUCCAUCCCUCCCGUGCAAUGUUGUGCCCUUGUUCUGGCUGCCUAUAGAAAACAACAAACACCCCAACUUUGAAUGGAGGGGACAUGGGAGGGGUGCGGAUUCUUUUGUUCUCCGAAAUUACCCUAUUUAAGUACAAUGUCUCAACAAUUUUGUUGCCGAUUGUAGGUUACCACUAUCAAUGACAAAAUAUGUUUUUUUCCUCUUUAUUUUACAGUGAAUACGUUAAAAUAAUGGAUGGGAGCGGUGCAACUGUGCUUAUUCGUUAUGGAUACUCAUCGACUCCCCAAAAACCUUUUAGGGAAGUUAAUUUUGGAAACUGUGAGAAUAUCACCGUUCAAGUCUAUCUGUAUGGUAGUUACAGUAAUGUCAGGCUUCAAUUCGGAAUUGUACAGCAGGGACUACAAUCGGGUUAGUUUCAUCAUUUUAGUUAAGAUAACAUUAAUAUUGCGAGCUUUUGUAUUUCUCACCAUACAUACAAUACCCAAAGAAAGCACAGAUCUCCCUUUUACAGACUUACUUUCCCUAUGCGAGGCGUUGUUCUCCCCAUUACUCGGCUACCUAUGUGAACGGAUUUGGAAGCUCUUGCCCAUUCGAAUCUAGGCGUUGCAAAUAACGUGCGAAAUUUAAUUUUAAUAAACAUUCUUAAACUCAACCAUCGCUAUAAUCUCUAUCAUCAUCGUUAACUAAUAAACUUUAUUGCUGUCUUUUUAGCUCACCUAGUGUCCAGUUGGAACGUAUCCAUACAUAACAAAACAGCAACUAGUAUGGGAGUUUCUUGGAAAAAUCUAUCAGCAUUGCUGAGCCAAAGCAUUCCUCACUUUCUAAGUGUCAUAAAAAGCGCCAAUGGAAGUAUAGUGAGUGGAAAUAUCCUGCAAGGAAAUGCCACAUAUGAUGUUUUCUAUGGUCUGUCGCCAUAUAUGGAAUAUCGACUCAAUGUUCUUGGUGUAAAUGAUAACGGAAAUGUUUACAAGACUUCAGAGGUCACAGAGUGGACUGAGGAAUCGGGUAUGUUUAUAGAAUUAACAGCGCAAUUACGUUAUUGGUUGCCUUGCCUGCCAAAGCCUUGUUUCUAACUUAUCCAUAACUGCUUUGCGUGCUGUAUUUCUUCCAGUUCCUGUUCGUGCUCCUAACAAUAUAACGUUCUCUGAAGUAAGAGAAACGCAGUUCAAAGUUACUUGGAAUCCUCUUCCUCAGCAGUUUCACAAUGGCCGAUUGUUGGGCUAUAGAGUUUACUUCAGGAGGAGCGCCUAUUUUCCAAUGCCAUUUAAUACAAGCAGUUUAGUCACCAGCAGUCCUAACAUGACAUGGGCAUUGAUAACAGGACUAGGACCGGCUCAGCGUUAUGAUGUUUCUGUGGCGGCGUAUACAUCCAAAGGAGAAGGACCGCGUUCCUCUUUUUAUUAUGUUACCACAGGUAAAACCUAAAGAAAAAUAGUCAAUUUUAAUCCUGAGGCAUCACUAUUAAAAACAAAAAAUCAAAAAACAACAACAAAAAAAAGGAAUGGGGGGAUGGGUAGGGGAGAGCUGAGCGGGGUAUGAUUUGUGCACAGGGUGUUUGUCUGGAGGGGAGGGGUUUUGAACAGCGGAUGAACUUCGGCGGUCAGCCAACGUUGUGUCUUGGUAAUUUUUUUAUUAAAAAUAAAAAUACCAUCGUGGUUAUUAUUAUUAUUAUUAUUAUUAUUAUUAUUAUUAUUAUCAUUAACAUUCCUACGGUUUGUCAAAUAUAUUUUCUUAAGAUGAAGAAUGAGACUGUAAAAGUGCAUCCUGAGAGUUUUUAUUUAGCGUUUAAAGCGGACUCGAAACUGUUUUCUUAUUAUCUUCCUUACAGUUUGCAAGGUGGUGGUCAACCAAUCAACUGGCGGUAUAAAUGUGACACAUUAUGAUUACACCAGCUUGUACUGCUUCUGGUCAAUUGGGAAUGUCGGUAUCCCCCAAGCAAUUGGUCUAGUGCUAAUUCAGGAGAUGAACUUUGGAUAUUGCAGGUAUUACUUGAUAUUGCUACUUUAUUCAAUCCGAUGCAACACAAUGCUUAAAUUCAAAUCAGAGCACUAUUUUAUUAUGUGUUGGGGACCAUAAUUAUUAAUUAUGAUUGAUUUGUAGAUAGAAGAAACCACUUAAACCAUUGUAAUUUUGUUACAAUUUAGAGUUCGUUACAAGAACAGCCCUUUUGCUUUUGGUAUAGCUCUCAUUAUCUGUAACAAAGGACCAAAAAAUAAGUGGAGCAUUAAAACGGGAUAUGAAAUAUCAUAGAAUGGCUCCUUUGCGUGCUCAGCGUCAUGAACUAGGUGCUUUCAUAUCUUGUAAAGAGAGUGGACUUCAUGAAUGGUUUUAUGCUUCAUAUGACUGAAGAAUGUGUCAUUUCUCCAACUGCUAGCAAGGGGUCGUUCCUGCCAUCCGAAAUAUUUUAAUUAUGUGUAUUUUCGAGACAUGGAAGAGAGGCACAGAGCCUCUAUGCUCACUGGAAGAAAAAAAAAAUAGCGUUACAUUGAAACCCCGCCAUCAGGUACCUCAGUAAUACGGUCACCUCGUUAUUACGACCACUUUUUUUGUCACCUUGCAAAAUGGCCAUACAGUUCCUUGUAAAAAAAAAAACCUCGUCAUUGAAACGGUCAACCGUUAAUACGGCCAAACUUUUGUGGCCCACUGAUGGUUGUUUUAACGGGGUUCCACGGUAACUGACUCAAUAAUCACUCUCUAAAGGAACAUGAAGUAUCAAUGGAAAGGUAUAAUUCUCUUAACGGGCUGUUUUGUUUUCUGUCCUUAUUACCACAGUGAAUAUUUCAAGAUUUUUGACGGCAAUGGGGCUCUGAAAUUUUACCAAAGCGGCUGCUCGUCCUCUGUUGGUGGAUCAUUAGUAGAGGUUCCGUUCUUCGCCUCACACAACGUAACAGCAAGUUUCAACUUGCAUCGCUUGGGAAGUAAUAUCAAGGCUGAUUACCUGAUACUGGGAAAAAGCGUUUAUGCAGGUACAACCCAACUUUAAUUGGCUUCAUUGCCUACAAGCCUAGUAUGCGUAGCCCUUCUUCUUUACAAAACACCUGGUUCGGCCAGUCAAUUCUGAGUUUUAUAACGCCGUGACAUAAAAAUAUAGCACUACACUUCUUAAAACCAGGAAAAGGAAGUUUAGCUUUCCGUAAUCAUGGAAGUAGUAUACUAUGUUGAAAGAUAAGCCCCGUUUUCCCCCUGUCUUCCCCUGUCUUCCCUUUAUUAACCCCAUUCAGACUGGGGGGGGGGGGCUUUUCGAACUACCCCUCCGGCAAAAUCGUGAUAACUCCUACACCGAAAGAGCUAUGACGUUCAAAUUUUCUGACUUUUCCUAAAAUUUAUCUAGGAACAUUUUGGUAUAAUUACCAUGUCCAUGUGAUUAAUCAUGUUGCCAUGGCAACCAGUUUCUGACAGAUAGGUUUUGGAAAAUUUAAAAAAUGCUGAUUUUUUUUGUUUUAAGGUCGCGUUUUUACACUUAUAAUGCUUUUUGUCGUUAAAAUGGUCUUUGCUUGGGACUAGUUUUUGAAUUACAUCAAAAUGUUUCAACAUCGAAUUUUUGGGGGGGGGAGGGGUGGGGUAAAAUUUGUAACUUUUUUGCUUUGACAAACAUGCUGCUCUCUUUUCCAAAUAACACUUCCAAAGUCAUUUGUUUGGGUAAUAAACAUUAGUUUGAUACUUCUUUUAUACAUUCUGAGCUUUUUCCCCUUUGAAAGUUGCUUUAAAUGAUAAUUUUAACAAAAAAACGGAAAUCCAAGAUGGCGGAUCCAAGAUGGCGGACAACCAUUUCAAAUUUUAAAUUUUAUUGCUUCCUAUUGCUUUUUCUCGCUGUACAAGUGUUUCCUUGUUACUAGUUCAUAAGAAAGGAUAACAAAGAGAUGACUUUACCAAUAUUAUUGAUAUUUUACGUAUCUAAGUGGAAAAAUAAUAAGAAAUAUUGAAAAAUCGGAAUAUGACGUCACUAUGACGUCAUCAUUGGGCGUGGCAAGUCAAAACUGGGUGUGGGGCUUCUUUGUACAGAGAUGAUCAUUGUGUGUAAAUUUCAUGACCCUAGCAUUAUUGGUUGCAGAGAUCCAGAAGGGGGGUCCGAGGAGCCCCCCCCAAGUCACAGAUUGACCAAAAAAGCCCAGUCUGAAUAAGGUUAAUAUGCAUAAGGGUCGAGUCCAUGACGUCACCCAUUGUUAUAACCUAGGGGAAAAAAAUGCGUUCCUCCAUACUGAUGAGGGUCUUCCUGCAUACUACUUCGGUAUAGGUUUACUAAUGAGCGUCUCUCUACUUCAAUAGAAACAAUAGACUUGCCUAGACUUGCCCGUGAAGUAACCCGAGCUCGGUUUUCGGACCGUCUAUCAAAAGGAAAAUAGGAGCGAUCACCUAGCAACGCGACAAACGGCUUCCUAUAUCUUAUUUAGCGCUAAAACUCAGAUAUAUAUAUAAACACAAAGUGGAGUUGAAAAGUCUUUAUUUCAGUUUAGUUUAUGUCUUUUUAUUUAGCUCUAAAACUCGGAUAUAUCAACGAAAAAUACACAAAGGGGAGCCGAACACGCUUUAUUUCAAGUUUGUCUGACUAUUACAGAACCGUUUUCUCCCAUCUAUCUCGAGGAAGUGAAAGUCGUGUCAUUUUCACGCACGGUUAAUCAGUUAAUUAUGCGAGUUCACAAGCCCAAAGUUGAAUACAAAUUAGCUCUACAGGAAAAACCUCGAGGGAGCAACCUUGACGUAUUAUUAUAAAACAAAUAACUUAACAAGGAUCAAUUAAAACACGCUACUCAUAAUUGCUAGCAAUAAAAUCAGGCACGAGAUACCGUUUAAAACAAAAAGAGUCGAAUACACAGUGAUUUGAAAGAAAUCUAUUAGAACAGUCAAAGAAUGCAAGCCAUACUUUUUUUUACAUUGCGCACGGUCCGAAAACCGAGCUCAAGUUACUUCACGGGCAAGUCUAGGCAAGUCUAUUGUUUCUAUUGAAGUAGAGAGACGCUCAUUAGUAAACCUAUACUGAAUUAGUAUGCAGGAAGACCCUCAUUAGUAUGGAGGAACGCAUUUUUUUCCCUAGGUUAUAUCAAUGGGUGACGUCAUGGACUCCACCUUAUGCAUAUUAAUAAAGGGAAGACAAGGGAAGACACCAACUGGGCUUAUCUUUCAACAUAGUGUACUACUCAUGGAGAUGUUGGCGUAAGAUUACGACCACUUCAUCAUUAGUUUUGUCUCUUUUAAUUUAUUUCCAUUUCUUAAAAUGUACUCGGUCACUUAAAACUUGGCCAUUAGUUUCCCUUGGUUCAAUUUGAAGCUUGGCGAAAGUAGACUUUAGUUAUUUAGCACGAUUCUAUAACUUUUAAUAUAUAGAUUUAGCCAGGGCUUAAAGCGAAGCUCGUAUUAACUGGAAUUUAUAAUUUAAAUAAACAAUAAUCUUGUAAUUUCCACAAUUCAGUUAACUUUAGAGCACAUUCAUGUGACUUUUGAGGGAAAGGCUAAGUGAUUUUAGGGAAAACUAAUUUGCAAACAGUCCAAGCUAAGGGUGAACUCAAUCUUACAUCGCGUUGAUAGCCUUAGAUGUACACCAAAAAAAUAGCAUAGCCAUAAUGGCUCUUGAUCACAGUAGAUUAGGCGUGGAAAACAAAUUCUUGAAAAACAAAUCAGGCCGAAUUUUUGGCGUUUGACAAGUUUACUUUACAAAAUCUUCCCAACAAGUGUGGGGACGUGUAAACCAACAUUUAUAUACUUCUUAUACAUCACAUCUGAAGUGAAACAGUACUAUGAGGCUCUGUUUUUAUCAUACAGCCCUCGGACAGAAUGCAGUAUUUCACAAUUUUUCAAUACAAAUUGCACUCAUUUAAUAUUCAGGAUGAUGGAAGCACGCGUGGGCUUUCAGCGAAACCGUUAAAAAAAUUUCCAAAAUCCCCUAUACGGGUGGCCGGUUCUCACUUUUGACAACUGCCAAAGUCGACUGUUUAAAUUAAGGUUAAUAGUUAUACGCUUCAACAUAAUAAAUAAUUUAUUCUGUUUAUUUUUUAUCUAAAGGUUUUAUAACGAUGUGUAAUCUUCAAAAGCGUUUGAUAUGCAUGGCAUUUUGACAAGUCGUGCAAGCGAUGUUCAUGAGCGACUGAAAACAAACUGACUACGAACUACGCUCGACUUCAUUAAAUUAGAAAUAAAAAAGAAACAUCAAAUAAAAUAAUUACUCAGGCCUACCAUUUGAGAUGCACUGAAAACUAUUAAGUAAGGCUAGAAUCGCUUCAGACUUUUCAACCCUCUUAUGCAUCAAGCAAGGUGAAAAAAGAAAACGAUAUCAUCCGAAAUCGGAUUUCCGACUUUGACUAGCGACGUAUUUCUCUACCAAAAAACCAAUAAACAAACUAGCCAUGAAUAACAGAAGACUCUUGAUAGCAGCUGAAUUUCAUUUUAUACAUUCAGUGGAAAAAGACACUUUUGACACAAAAUUAAACUUUGUCGGCUUCAGCUGUCAAAGUAAACAAGUUUCAAGAUGCUGCAUAAAUUUUCCACAUGAACUCUCCUGUCAAGUUUUGACCAAUCAGAGCAUAAAAAUUGGACGUAGAGCGCGACCAACGCGUGACCUUGGUGAGAAAGUCAAUAGCAACUGGCAUGUCUUCCCUGUCUGUAAAAACUGGCUGAAUUUUAGCUUCUUAGGUCAGUUUGAAAUGAAAUUUUAAUUGUGCGGCACAUAUAAAACACAACAUAUUGCAUAUGAAUUAAAAAAAAUUAAACUUGAGCCUGCAAUCAUUUGAAAACUAGUAACUUGUCAGCGGAUAACUUCAAAAAGAUACUUGACCUCGAUGGGUCGAGACCUGAGCCCGCGAUACGAUCAGGUGAUGCUGGUCAGCGGAUACCCUGUUUUGACAGCUGUCAAUUGAUCACAACAUUGAUGUGCAAUUUGUGUGCAAUAUCAGUCUUCCUGUGCUUCCAAACUAGCUACAAAGUGUGAAAUUGAGCAUUGGUUGCCCUGUGGUGCGGACGGACGGGCGGGCAGCGGGCGGGCGGUGCACGGUCACGUGAUUACCAAAUUUUCUGGGAUGGGUAGAUUUACUUACCCAUGGUGCUCCGCAGGCGCGCUUUGUGCGCCAGAGCUCCGCUAUUAGUCAUUGUUAUUAGCUGGAAAUUGUUCCCAACAGCGUGUUCUCUCAUUGGUUACUUCGAGGUCACAUGUCAUCCAACAAUAAAACUGUUUCGCGCUAAAAUCUAUGAGCAAGAACAUUGCAAAAUCUAUAUGACGUCAGUUACCCUCGGAUGUUGACCGACGGCCGCCAUUACAGCGAAGUUUAAUGAAUUUUCAGCCAUAUAACAAAUCGCUUUUAAGACUAAUCCAUCGGGAAGUAGUUUUGUUUCGUCGAGACCACUACUUAUGAAGGGUUUUACUGUUUCAUUCUUUCAAUUUCUAUUUCUAUUUGUGUUAAAACACUUGAUAGACUUCUGUAUAUUUAUUAAUGCAUGUCUUUUUUUGAUAUUUAGCUCAAAUGCUUUUUGAUUGGAAUUUAACAGUGGAGAACAUCACCUUCUCAAGCAUAUUGAUUCGGUGGACAAACCUUACCAACGUUCUCAACCGUAAAGUUCGUCAUUACGUUGUCUUCUUAAACAGAAGAAAUAACACUGUCACAUUGCAUCAGGUUGUCAAUGGGGAUCAAUUAACCACGGAAAUCAACGGACUCACUUAUUCAACAAAUUAUUCUGUGGAAGUUGUUGGGGUUGACACUAUGGGGAAGCCUUACAAAACUCCAUCAGAAGCCACCAUGACGGCAAACCGUAAGGGAGAAACGCCACUGUUUUUUUUGUUUUUGCUUUUGUUUGUUUGUUUUUUUCUCUGUGAAGAGGUCUGUACAAUUUCGAAAAAGUCGUGAAAUUUUCCUGGUAAUUUUCCGUACCAGGAAAAAGUCUGGAAAAUAGAGCUAAAGUUUUGGAAAAAGUCAUGAUUAUUUUUUAUUUUUUUUUUCCUCAAGUCUCUAUUGAUCACCUAUUUGAUAACCUUGAGCGUGGAAAAAAAUAUAUCCUUUUGGAAAAAAAAACAGGGAAAAGUCUUGAAUUUUGGAUCAAAAAUCUGCACAAAUUAACAAAUAAUAAAUUUUGAAAUUUGCUACUUUUAACUUUUCAGCUUUACGGAGAUUAGUUUAGAGAAUUUUGAAUGUGGAUUGGGACUAAAGGGGUUGACUACCGCGUAUCAUGAUUUCCUUAUUGGUCGACAAGCUGUGAAGCGAAAUUCUCGCAUCUGUUAAAUGAUUAAACUUUACCGUUACCUUUUUCUUUAUAAUUGUGGACAAAUUUGAUGCAAAUAGUAUGCUACUUUCCAAACCAUGAUGGAUUUUAGGUUUAAGAGCUAUCUCAUUUACACCUUUUGUCACUUUUUUUGUAGAGUUUAACUGUAGAAAACGUCUUGAGCAAACACAGAAAUUUAUCCUUACUUGCAACAUUCGUAUUAUUUUUUUGUUGUUUGUUAAUGGAAAUAUGUUAUUCAUGGAGUAAUUAUAUUAUCAUUACAGUAACAUGCGGUAUAAGGCCCAGUGUCUAUACUGCAAGGAUUGUUAACGGGUCCGAGGUACCUGUAAAUGGCUGGCCCUGGCAGGCAAUGCUACUAUCAAGCAGCGGUAGUCAAUUCUGUGGAGGAUCCUUAAUCCAUCCUCAAUGGGUUUUAACAGCAACUCACUGUGUAAGAAGCAGGGCUCUGUCAGAUGUUAAAGUGAGGUAAGAGUAAGAAGUCUAACUAUACACGGCUUUACGAUCAAGUGCAAAACCAGUACAUUGGAAUUGGAAGUGCAACUCUAAAUGUGCUUUCACUACAAGAUGAUAUAUAAACUGGGAAGGAGGGUUGGGGGGAGGUUACUGGUAUGUACCGUCCACAAAAAAAGCUAGGACAGGACUUUAUGGCGUGGCCUACUACUACAAAGAAGUAUAAUCAAUCAAUACCCAGUUCUUCUUUAUUAACAAUUUGGUAGCCUGGAAGGGACAUUCCUAUCUUUAAUCGAAUCCCAUUUGAGAAUAGUCAAUAAAUUGUAGGAUUUAGUGAAAGGAACAAAUCCAUAAAAAUCAUCUACGUCUCGUUUGCAUUCAAACGUGGGAUAACACGAAAGGUGAAUGAACUGUGCAUAUAUAUAUAUAUAUAUAUAUAUAUAUAUAUAUAUAUAUAUAUAUAUAUAUAUAUAGGCGAUUGAGAGCGAGCGCGCGCUUUUCAUUCUAAAAUUUAAAUUUCAAACGUUAUAUGUAACCGUUUUUAUCACGCGAUCACUUUUCUUGAUGUAGACCCUGACGCUUCAGUUUUAUAAUGGAGUUUAACUGAAGAGUGGGUCACCUUUUCGGUGGCCUACGAAACAGGCUUGUAUUAAACACCCAUGUACUCAGGAUUUGAGUAGUUCACCUACUGGUCUAUAUAUAUAUAUAUAUAUGUACAAGUAAGACCAGUAAUAAUUCUGCUGAAAUAAUUUACUUCCCGCCUUUACCCCUGUAGAUAUUUAGCAACACUUCUCAUUCUAGAGGAUGAUGCACGAACAAAAAAUUAGGUGUUAUUAAGCAAUGGGAUGCUGUAACCGGUUCGUUAUUAUUGUUAUUACUAUUAUUAUUAUUAUUAUUGUUAUCAUUAAUUAUUAUUUUUCUAUCAUUUUUCUUUUUUUUUUCUGUUUGUUUAUCUAGAUUGGGAGCACAUUACAGAUUGUGGUCUUCCGUUGGAACAGAACAAGACUUUGACGUUAUAAAUAUAAUUCUGCACGAAAACUAUAACUCUCCGAAUCAAUAUAGCAACGAUAUUGCCUUGCUUAGGUUAUCAAGACCAGCUGUGCUUGGAAAAGGAGUUGGCCUAGUUUGUCUCUCAGAUCCAAACUUUCAGCUUCCAUUUGAUAAUUCUAACAAGCCCUGUUGGAUCACUGGCUGGGGAAGACUUUACUACUUAGGUCCACAGCCAAACGCACUCAUGCAGGUUGAUUUACCACUUGUAUCCAAGCAACGCUGUCUCAGUUAUUACCCUGGAAGCAUAGACGAUUCCAUGAUAUGCAUUGGGAAAGCCCAGGGAGGUCAGGGUGCCUGCAAUGGCGAUAGCGGAGGGCCGCUUGUGUGCGAAUUUAAUGGUAAAUGGUAUCUUGAAGGAGCCACGAGCUGGGGGGGCCUUCCUUGUGCCGCCCCUUUAAAGCCAACCGUGUACGCAAACAUUCGUAACUUAAAAUCCUGGAUAAUCAACAAAAUGAAUGGAUUUGUUACCGCUUCUCCACCUCCAUCUGGCGCCUCAGGUAUAGUCUGAAGAGGAACGUGAAUAAUAAUAAUAAUAAUAAUAAUACAUGUAAUAAUAAUAGUAAUAAUAAUAUUUACUAAUUCUCAAGUCAUUAUGCUUUAAGGCCUUUUGAAACAUACAGCCCAAAACGCAGGUAAUGGUCCUCUGUAUUGGUAGUCCUCAGAUCUCUCUCUGUCAAUCACUCUCCCCAAUUAACUCAAGGCCAACUUGUGUUUUUCUCGUUGUGUGAACAUCGAACAGGCAAAACUAAAAAAAAAACAACAACAACAUAAAACAACAACUUUAUUUAUUUAUUUACAUCUGGGCGGUGUACAAAUUAAAAUUAACGGUCUCCACUGAACAAACAAAAGUUUACAGUUCGUCAAAUACAAGUAUGAAAUGGCUUAAGUAAGAUAGGAGAAAAAUCAACAUACCUUAAGUGCCAACGAAAUAGGGUUGAUUAUUUCUGUCAAACCAUAGUUAAUUAAAGUGGAAUGGUCGGGAAACCCUUUUUUAUAGGUUUUUUGCUAGCGUUUUUGGACCCUACCGUGCACAACGUUCAAUAGCCUUCCUAUCAUUUUGAAGUUUUUGACUAAUCGAAACUUUGCAUUAAUUUAUUCAGUCUUGAUUUGUGGACAGAAAACAAAGGAUUGUGCACGGUCAGGGAGUUUUCAAUAUAACCUACAGCACCAUUGUCUUCAACUUUGAUCUUUACCGGGUUCCCUAACCGGUCUCCCCUACUAACUAUGAUCAAACACAUUUAAAACUGGUCUAAGCGUCUUGCACCCUUCGCCAUUGCAGAAAGGCUGAGGCAGUAUCUAAAAGAAUCAAAGGGUGCCCAUGGCUAACUCGUGGAUUAAUUAUUUUAGAAAUAAAAGCUUAAAAUGAACUUGCAAUAAGUGAACCGCAUAAUGUAAGUCGGUAAAAAUGUAACCCAGGCCACUGGCGAUAGAGUGAGAUCAACGGGUUUUUAGGGAACUUAAGAACCACGACGAAGUUCACGACGACGACGUCUGUUGACUGGGAAAAGACUGGGACGAGAAAGUCAGUUUCGGCUAGAAAAAUGAAACUUAAGAUGCAGUCGAUCGGUCGACGACGACGACACUGAAUGUAAACGAAAUGUAAACACAAAAUUAAAACUGUGAUGAAAGAUGGACCUUUUCUCGAACAGAAUCCGUUUUAAUUUUGAAAAUCGGUUGAGUAGAACCACUAUCCCUUUAACUUUAAACACUUCUGGUAGAAGUUGUGUUCGAAAAUGGCGCGUCUCGAGCAAGCGAGCCAUUGUCUUAGGCCCGAGAGUGAAUAACAAUCGUUGUCAAGACUAAUACAAUGCGCAUUCAAGAAAACCACUCAGUUGUAAAAUAGUUCACAAUUGCCGCCAAUUUCAAAGCCAAUACAGUGCAACAUCUGACUCAUGCGAACUGCCAGACAGAUCGCGUAAUGAGCAACGCUAAGAUCGACGAUAACGUCAACGAUCGGUAGCUUUUUUCAAGGCUCAUAGACAACCCGAUCAUUCCCCUGCUAAUCCACAUGGUCCCUCCCUUUAUGGAUAAAAGAAGAUCCAGUGUUCUCUCCACAAACUAACGGAGAAGCAGUCUGGGAAUCGCGUCAAGUUUAUGGUGACCCGAUGAUGGCGUUUGAUUUGAUCCAACGAAGCAUUCUACCGUUAGGAUACCAGCUUUUUGAUUCAUCCCGGGACCGUAUUGGAAAUGCAGUCGCCGCAAGCAUCAGACGCUUCUGCCAAAAAACACAAGCCACCACAAACGGUAAAGAACGAAAACGAUUGAAAGCAGAGACUGGCUAAAACUAGCUAUAAACCCGGACGAAAUCCAGCGAACACCCAAUGACGUUAUGGCGCAACUUAUUCAACAAAACAGCAAGCUAAGCACGACGGUAAAAUAGAGGGCUUCCGACUUGUAUGACGACUGAGAUGCAAAGUUAAAAAAUCGUGGGACUCAUAACAGAAUGGUCAGCUUAGACCAGCUUGGGGAGGCGAAGAGAAAUUGCUGAUCUCUUCGUCAUGUUUAUCGCCUGCAUGAGUCAGAAAGCCUAAAAAAUUCAUAGCUAAAGUCCACAUGAAGCCAACUUAUCGUCCCGUGAAGCUAUAGCACAAAAUCUUAACAUCAAAAUUCCUGAUUACGGAACGGGAACGAUCGAUCUACGAUAUCGAUAUCGAUAUCGGGCGUUAUCGUGCGAGCUGACAAAUUAUGAAAGCCGUCUAAACCCGAGUGACACAUUUGCAUUUUGCGGAACCCACAAUAAGGGUUGAUUUCCACUGUCGUGUAAUUUUUACGUGCGUACGUGAAUAAGUUUACGUUCGCAAAUAAGAUAGAAGCAAUGCAUGAACGGUCGCUCGUUAGCGUAAAAGUUGAACCUCGCUCAACUUGACGUUUAAUCUCAACACUUUAUAUCUUGCCUCUAUUUUAUUAACGUGAUUAAAAUUUACGAGCGGUUAGCGCGUAGACAAAAACUUGUCAGUGGAAAUCAACCUUAACUCGUUCCUUGCGCUAUGCGUAAUCCACAAGUCAAAGAAAAAAAAAACACACACACACACACUGGAAAUACAUUUCACAUUUCACUUACCCUUAUUUUCUUGUACCUUAGGUCUGAGACUUGUUGGAGGAUCUGGAAGCUGGGAAGGAAGAGUUGAAGUAUAUCACAAUAACAUCUGGGGAACUGUUUGUGAUGACUCCUGGGAUAUAAAUGACGCACGAGUCGUUUGUCGCCAGCUUGGGUUUCCUGGUGCGGUUAGUGCCCCAACGAAUGCCCGAUUCGGACCCGGGAGUGGUCAAAUCUGGCUGGACGAUGUUGCAUGUUCGGGAAGUGAAAGUUCCAUAGUCUAUUGUCGGCACAGAGGUUGGGGCUCUCAUAACUGCGUCCACAGUGAAGAUGCAUCGGUGAUAUGCUCAGGAAGUAUGUUGGACGUGACAAUAUUCAAUAGUCAUAUCAUAUGCAUUUCGCUUAGUAAGGGAGCUGAUAAUGUGGGAGAACGUCCUAAUAUAAAUCCUUUAGAAAACUGAUUACAUAUCGUGGGCGAUACAUAAGUAAUAGAGUUGAGGAAAAAACAUAAGUUAUGAUUAGAGUUUGUUUGUUAGCGUACAGUGCGCAACUACCACCUGAAUCUCAAAGCUGUGAUUAUUUGAAAAAAUAAAAUAAAAUAAAAUAAGCGAAUUCUCUCUACCAACAGCACAAACAACGUCCGUGCCCUGGACCUCGCCGUCUGUCCAAGCAUCUUGUAACUUUGACUAUGGAUUGUGUUAUGGAUGGAGUCAGUCUUCCUCAGACGUAUUUGACUGGACACGCCAAAGAGGAAGUACUUCGUCUUCAAAUACGGGGCCUUCGUCAGAUCACACCACUGGAAACGGUAGAAACAAUUACGCUGCAAAUUGAAAUGAAUUCGAAUUGAUUGAAGCUUAAUAAAAAAAAUAGCAGUAAAUACAAAGCUAAGUGCCCACGAGCAAAGAUUUUAACUAAACGCGUGCGUUGAUCAGUUUGUUUAGAAAUGUCAUAUAGUCAGAAAGAACGCAUUGAAUUUAGUAACUUUCUCAAGAUUAGUGUUUAUCUGGCCUGUAUUUAACGAAAUACAACCAUCGAAAAACUCCAAAAUUUACUAUGAAAUGUAUAGACGUCCGGACGAUGUCUCCGGCAAUACAUACAUCUCUUAAAAAUUGACAAAUUUAUAAAAAGCUGUAUCUUGUAAAGUAUUACCCCGGAGGAAAUUAAACUUCCACUUUUUCAUAACCUCAAUGUCCUUUUCUGACUAUUUGGGUCUCGUGAUAUUUAUCCCAUGAUAAACCGACUCCUUCCCAGCCCCUCUCAAUUUAAAAGUGAAAACUAGGCAGUGGCUUAUAAGCGAAAGUUAACGGCCUUUUUUUUCAAUUGCCUUUUUAGUUUGUUUAAUUUGUUGUUGUUGUUUAAUUAUCGUUCUCCUUUAUGCAGAAUAAUCCAGAUAUUAAAGACAAAUGUCAACUGAUUAACCUAGAACUAUGACAGCACUGAUUUUCACGCCUAGUUCGUUUAUUUUUGCGCGUAGCAAUAACGACCCCAUACUCUUAUCCUUGAGAUGUUUUUCUUUUCAAAUACCAUUUAUUGACGUCCAUAUGGGGAAGAAAAGGGGGCAGGGGGAGGCAUAUUUAACUGUAAACGCUGUAUUGUUAGUAAGGAAGAUAGAGGAUUUACAGAAUGAUUCUUAUUGACUGUUUUGUUGUUAAUAUUAUUAUUAUUAUGCUCUUGCAGGAUACUACAUGUAUACGGAGACGUCGUCUCCUAGGGGACAAGGUGACAACGCAAAACUUCAAGUGUCUGUUUCUGGAAAUGGAGCAGCAGCUUGUCUCGUUUUCUAUUAUCACAUGUAUGGUGAUACCAUAGGAGCUCUAAAUGUUUACAGUGGAAAUGAUUUGGUUUUCAAUGUAUUUGGGAACCAGGGCAACUACUGGAUACAAGCAAGGCAAACAAUUUAUUUGCGAAACAGUGUAAGUUAGAUAAGGGUGAAUUUUCAUGGUGACUUCGCUACAUGUAAUGGUAAUAGAAUCCCUAUUCAGGAACCCUGGAGACUUUUUCACUUUAGAAUCCGGAAUGCUGGCUUUCAAUUUGAAUUCGAAAUACCGCUCUAGGAAUCCAGAAUCCCACUCAGAUUGGAAUCCGGACCCAAGUUACACUGACAAAGGUCAGGAAUCCAGUACCUGAAAUCCGGAUUUCAUGGGGUAAAAUCUAGAAGCCAAGACUGUUUUGGAUCCCCUUUAAUGGCAUGACAGACUGUUGGUCGUAGGUUUCAGCGGCUAAAAUGUUGACAUACAUGUAAUAUAUAUAGAAAUCUUUGAACAUCUUCAGAAAUUGGUUGAAAAACCUACAUAUAAUAUUAAAGGAUCUAUUCAGUUAUUUUAUUAAGUCCCCUUACGAUAAACUUUUAUUGAGAUCAACGUGCUACCAAUUCUUCAUUAAGAUUGGCCACUAUAUGUAAAUCUAGUUUGAGGGGAAUAUGAAUCUUAGUUUUCUUUGUGUUGGUUACCUCUUUAUCAUAAGUCAUGGCUUUAUUUAUUUAUUUAUUUAUUUAUUUAUUUUUUAUUUUAUUUCACAACGGUUUCCGCUUGCAGCGAUCCAACUUGUUUGACUUUCUCCAAGUGUUUGAAGACUUCUCAUUGCUUUGUACUUCAUUUAUAGAUAAUCUUCGAAGGUAUUGCGGGGUCUUCAUUUACAGGAGACAUAGCUAUCGAUGAUGUAGCAAUCACCAAUGGAAGCUGUAGUAAUUCCACUGUGUUGCCGACAAAUCCUGGAGCUGGAGGUACAUAGUCCAGUAGUUGAUUAUGCUUAAAAGUAUUUGGUUACAUUCGUUAUGUGCUUAUGUGUAUCACCGCAGCUGCGUGUUAUCCCCCAUAAAUUUAAGAUGGACAAACAAGAAAAGCAUUUUUAUUUAUGGGAGGCAGCAUAGCAGAGUGGUUAAUACUGCAGUCCUGGGCUUCAGUCCCGUUCACUCUGACCACUAUAGCUUGACUUGUUUUUUAAAUGGACCACGCUUGUAAAUAGCUACAGAUUACCAUUUGCAAGUUGUUUUUGUUUUUGUUGUUGUUAUUGCUUUAAAGCUGGCUUCUAUUUGGAUUAUUCAUUGUUGAGCUAUUUUGAAAAAACAAAUAGCUCAUAUGUCAAUGGUCUUAGCAUGUGUAUCUUUGUGGCUUGUGGCUUUGUGUGUUCGGAUGUGUGUUGCAGGGGCCAAUAAGGUUAGGUACUAAAAGAUACUAUGCUAGCUACCAAUGCGAUUUUGGCAUCUAAACAUGACAUUGCUGCGCUAAAGGUCAAAAAAGGGCAUGUUAAGGCCGCCAUUUUGGAUCAUCACAAUUUUGUCGUCUUUUAUUACGGCUAAAGGUGUUGAGAAGCAUAACAUUUAAAUAUCAUCAUGAUUCAAACUAUGAAUACAGUGAUGCAGCUGUCUAAAGGUUCAUAUUUUGGUGUGGCUGCUGGUUCAAGACAUCUGUGACCUAUUCUUCGCAAUGGCGAACGGCACAACGUAUGUGAAUUAUGUUUCACCUGCUUCAAAGUGAAGUAUAUAUAAAAAAAAUAUUUACAAAGGUCUACAAAUAUCACGUUAAUAAUUGGCAGUGUAGAUAGUGACUUUAACUUGUAAGUAUGCGGCGUAAUUGUGUUUUUAAAAGUUUGAACAAGAGCUAUUUUUUUAAAAGUUGUGCCGAGUAAAUUAAUUCCGGAAACAUGCUUUAUUCUCUCCCGUACAAUGAUCAACAGACCUUUAAGUUCACGUUCCGGCGACUUAAAUGCAACCAUAUCUAAUACAUGUUUGCUGUCAUAAAAGUAAUAAAAACGUACUAUUAGUCAUUCAAAAUGUUUAUCCGUUUCUGAGUGGCUAAAAGCACACGCAUAAUUCACCAUAACCAACUACUGUGGACCAAAUUUGGAAGAAUUUUGCAAUUAAUCAACCGAUGACGUCAAAAAUGUAGCACAUUUGCAGGUUAAUGCUCCGUUAACCGAGAAGACCUGGGGACAAGGUUGAGGUGUUUUGGUUGUAAGAAGAAAAAUUGCCGGCGGAAUAUUUUAUUCGUUUCACGAUGAACUAUUGUUUAAAAAGAUAGCAAGAAGACAACUCGACAAACAGCAAAACAGUAUUUGGAGUAUAUUUGCAGACCUGAACAGCCCUUUCUCUUCUUAACAUGCACUAUCGAGGUGAACUUAAUAUCGACGAAGGUAAGCAUGUUUUAACUUGUUUUUAAACUAGGAAUUAUUUUGAAUGAAUAAUAAACCAAUUAAUGAGUUCGGCUUUCGUAGGAAUAAAGAAUUACGCAGAUCUCGGAGGGUGGUAUCCACCCUCCUCGAUCUGCAUAAUUCUUCAUGUCCUACUCUGCCUCAUUCAUUAAUUGCUAAGUUAAUUUUUACCCAGUGGCUAAAUAAAGAUGCGUAACGUUCGCUUUAGCGAAUGAACUUGGAAGUCGCCGAUUGACGAAAUAAUUAGAAUUAAUAAUUAGAAUUAUUGAAUGGAAUAACAUAAGAUUAGUACUAAAAAUCAUUAUUUCGGCAAUGUGAAUUGUCUAUCCUAGAUAUUUGAUUCCGUAUUCCGUUUCCGUUUCCGUGAUUCAUCUUCCGUUUCCGGAUUCCGGAUUCGAUGUUUUAGUGCUGCCGCUAGGCCAUGCUGCUAAGUAGUUAGCCAAUAUAUUUUUACUCCGGAUCCAGGUAAAAGGCCCUGAGUUCAAAUCUCGCCCUAAAAUCCUCCUGGAUUUGUCUUUGGCAUUCCCGUAGAUUAUGUUUUUGUGGGUAAUAUAUGUAGAUACGUUAUUCGAGAUAAUUAAAAUCUACGUCUGAAAUUAAGUCAUGUUACAGACUUUUAAUUAAACGUACGCGCCUGAUUACUAUUAACACCGCUCUCCUUACUCCCCUUGAAAAAUGCACCAGUUCUUAAGCAAGGUCAUCGGAUCUAAACUUUUUUUGUGCGUGUUUUCCGUUUUUCAUUUUACUAUUGUUAGGUUUACGGCUGGUUGGAGGAUCUGGAAGCUGGGAAGGAAGAGUUGAAGUUUAUUAUAAUAACAUCUGGGGAACUGUUUGCGAUGACUACUGGGAUAUAUAUGACGCGCGAGUGGUUUGCCGUCAACUUGGGUUUCCAAGAGCGAUAAGUGCUCCAGGGUCUGCCCGAUUCGGCGCCGGAAGUGGUCAAAUUUGGCUGGAUAAUGUUGCAUGUUCGGGAAGUGAAAGUUCCAUAUUCUAUUGUGGGCACAAUGGAUGGGGCUCUCAUAACUGCGGCCACAGUGAAGAUGCAUCGGUGAUAUGCUCAGGAGGUACGUCGUACGAGACAAUCAAUAAAUAAGACUCACAUUAUGGUAAUAUUAUGUGAAUUUUGCUUAGUGUAGUACCGACAAUUUCUUAGAGCAUUCUGAUAUAAAUGCCAUACACAAAUAAUUAGAUAAAUGUUAAUUUGAAGCGCGUACAUUGUAUAUCAAGUAAUACCUUGGAAAUACGGACGAUCAAAACAUGUUUUUCUAAAUACUGUGUGUAUCGGAUUGUUUGUUAGCGUAUAGCUUACAGCUACAGCCUGAACUGCAAAGUCGUGAUAAGUUAACAAACAAAGCAAAUUCUCUAUACCAACAGCACAAGCAACGUCUGUGCCACCUUCUGCUCAAGCAUCUUGUAAUUUUGACUAUGGAUUGUGUUAUGGAUGGAGUCAGUCUUCCUUAGACGUAUUUGACUGGACACGCCAAAGAGGAAGUACUUCAUCUUCAAAUACGGGGCCUUCAUCAGAUCACACUACUGGAAACGGUACGUACAAUACUGUAUAUACAUGCAUUCUGUAAAUAAUUUUAAAAAAGGCUCUGUCUUCUGAAAAUGUAACAGAUGUACAUGAAUUAGACUAUACCAUACAGCGCGGCUUAUAAGCUCCCCCAAUUCCAAUACAAGCCUAUCUCUAAAUGUAUUGAAAUGGACUCCGUUUAACUGCGGCUUGAUGAAAAAAAAAUAAAAUAAAUUAUAUUCAAAACUUAUUUGAUCGGCACUGCUAUAGCUUGUUUCGAAGCAUUUAUCAUUAUUAAUACUAUUACCGGUAAUAAGCCUUUCCGUUUAUAACCUCUACUAAAAUCAUAUUACGAAGAUUUAUUAUAUGGCUGAAAAUUCUCAUUUCGGAGCUCUAAAUCUCUUUACCUCGGAAAAAAGGUUUAAAUAAAGUUAUAAGACGCCUGUCAACCUUGAGGACUUGGACGUUGACUUUCAAAGAACAACGAAAGAAAGAUAGAAGCGAGUUCGAGCCAGACACAAUGCCCAGUUUUCAAACGACUCCAGCAUCACACUAACGAGUCAAUACUUACAGUGCUCUUAGGCGUGACCGAAUAAACCUUAAAAUAUGUCUGUAAACCCGGAGGACUGGGAUGUUGACUUUGCCUUUCCAAAUUUUAACCUAGCUUUGUUUUAAUGAGAACGAAGCUGAUGUAGAGACUGAAUCAUAACCUUACCGAGGAAGAGAAUUUUGGUCAGUGUUUGAGAAUUUUAACGCAGAUCGCAAUUGAAGACGAGAAUGAACUGGCAGAAAGAGAGGUUUUCCCAAAAACAAUUAACGAGAGAAUCCUUUGACAAUGACAACAAACUUACCUCGAAAAGCUUCUUUGCCUUUUGCAGUGUUUUCUUUAGAAGGACAAACGGAGGAAAGAUGGAAACAACUUCUAGACAGACACCGUGUCCGGUUUCCAAAAUACUCCAGCGUUACAUUAAAGAGCUAAAACUUACAGUGCUCUUAGUUUUGACCGAAUAAACUUUUUCAACAUGGUGAAUUUGUCUUUACUUUCUCGGAAAGCCUUUGUUAUGUGCUAUUGCUUUCGUGCGCCAAUAAAAACUUUCUUUUUUGACGCCUGUCAAAUGACUGUCAAAUCGUGCGUCCUGCACUUGUUUCCGGUCCCCCAAACGGGAAGAAGCCAAAUAAUAAACAUCUUAUUAGCCUCGUUUUUUCGGUCCGCACUGUAAAUUACGGAUUCUCGUUUUUUUUUUUUUCCAUCGAUUUAUGGCCCGUGCGCUUCGCGCUUGGGCCAUAAAUCGAUGGAUUCAAACCUCGGUCCGUAAUUUACAGUACUGACCAAAAACGCGGCUAAUUAGAGGUAUGUGUUAGCCCAGGGCUUAUAAGCCGCAGUCUACAGUUUUUGAUAAUUGCCAUUUUGUUUGUUUGUUUUUGUGGUUUUUAAUUCAUGUUUAUUAUAUAGAUACUGAUGAAAUACCAGGAUUUUUCAUUUUACUACAAAAAUCAUAUCUUCAUCGCGCGCAGUGAAGAUACUAUUUUUAUCUUUCACGUGUGAGGAUAUUGGUGUCGCCAUGGUUACUAACAUGAUUAGCCAAUUGCAAGAAAGCUUCCUUGUUUUAAUAGAGUUUUCGAAGUAUUCACGACAAACUGAACUCCUCCAGACCCCAUGGAACAGGCUAAACAUUUCUUUUUUUCUUAUUGGUUUAUUGAUUAAGGCUUAGUUCACACACCGGAUAGCUUUUCGUGUCGACACUCUCUUCUCCGCAGAUGCAUCCGCAGAUGAGCUUCAAGUUGUGUUUUAUGUAGGAAUUUCAUCAGUAUCCAUAGAAUAAACAAAACAUUACAUGGCCGCUUGGGGGUACGAAUUUUGUCUUCGAGUGCUGAAAGUAUCUCUCACGAGUGAGCGAAGCGAACGAGUGAGAGAUACUUUCAGCACUCGAAGAUAAAAUUCGUAUCCCCGCGCGGCCAUGUAAUAUCCUCUAUUUAUUUUACUCCCCUAUGCAGAAUUAUCUUGCCGGUGUUAGAAACAAAUAUCAACUGAUUAACCUAAAUGUAUGACAGCAUUUUCAUUCUUAGUUUAUUGCCUUUUAAUUAUUUAUGCAUACAGUACAACGAAUUUGAGAUGUCGAUGCCUUAAGACCCCAUCUCUUUAGAAGGUUUUUUUUCUUUUUUUAAAUAUCGUUAUUCCUCGUUCAUACUGGGUUAUUUUGUUUGGGAAGAAUUUGUUUUCCAGGCCUAAUCUACUGUCAUCGAAGAUGAUUGCUCUUUUUGGGUUUGCAUAAAGACUAUUAACUUGAUGUAAAAUUUGUUUAACUCUUGAACUUCAACUCUCUGUAAAAUCACCUAGCCUUUCCCUCAAAAUUCCCAUGAAUGUGCCCAUAAAUAAUUUGUGGAUUACAAGUUUAUUGUUUGAUUUAUGUUGUGAAUUUAUUAACGGGAGCUUCGCUUUCAGCCAUGGCUAAAUCUAUAUAUGAAAAGUAGGUUGAGUCUGAUCGUCCGGGUAAACGUAGUCCUGAAUAGGACUGUUGUUGUUGACAGUGACCGACUUUUCGACAACCUGUGCAAUAGUCAUUUUCAGGGUCAAAGUAGCUGUAUCACGUCAGUCGUUGGUAUUGUACUCUGGUUAUUGACCUGAUUGACUUUUCAGUUGUCCAGUCGCUCUCUCGCAGUUAGUUUUGCUUAAUUCCAUCAAUAAGUCGUUUGUACGUACAGCACCGGUAACUGUUGACUACGAGUCAGUGGCGUUUGUUCUAGAACAGGACUACGUUCACCCUACCUACAUUUGAAUUGACUCCUGGGUUGAGUUCAAACUUUCCACAGAAUCAUUAUUAUUAUCAUUAUGCUUUUUCAGGAUACUACAUGUAUAUAGAGACUUCGUCUCCCAGGCGACAAGGUGACAACGCAAAACUUCAGGUGUCUGUUUCUAGAAAUGGAGCAGCAGCUUGUCUCGUUUUCUAUUAUUACAUGUAUGGUGAUACCAUAGGAACUCUUAAUGUUUACAGUGGGAAUGAGCUGGUUUUCAAUGUCUCUGGGAACCAGGGUUUGUACUGGAUACGAGCAAUGGAAACGAUAUAUUUGCGCAACAAUGUAAGUUUGAUAUGGUUUGCUUCUCAAAACAUCACGACUGAUGUUCGUUGAUUUCAGGUGGCUAAAAUCUUCCCAUAAUAUUUGCACGAAAUCUUUAAAUAUUAUUUUGAGAGGUCAUCAGUUAAAAAUGACGCUUUUAUAAAAAUGAUCUAUCAUAUGACCUUGCCGACCUUCUUCCUUUUUUUUUCUUUUUUUUUAAUCUUCUAUGAUUUAUCAGAUACACCGAGUGUCAAUGAUUAGAAUUAAAUACUCGCACAAGUGAAGUAUGUUUUGAAAUUGCAUGUGUGCUACAACGGACCACUAGGUAUAAAUCUAAUUCUGAGGGUAAUGUGAAUGUUAGUUUGCUUUCUGUUGAUUACUUCUCUUUUUUAAUCAUGGCUUUUUAAAAGUUUAUUAAAUUUUAUUUCGGUUUCCGCUCGCAGCGAUCCAUCAUAUUUGACUCACCCCAACUGUUUAAAGACUUCCCAUUUUCCACAUUUGUAUUCUGUUUAUAGGUAAUCUUUGAGGGAAUUGCGGGGUCGUCAUACACAGGAGAUAUCGCUAUCGAUGAUGUGGCAAUCACUAGUGGCAGUUGUCCUAGCAUUGGAGGUAAGGGACGGACCAUUAGAAAAGUUAUGGGUGGGGGGAGAGGGGAAUUUUCGAGCAGCAGGAACUUUUUUUCGUUAUCAAAUUCCUUGUAUGAAUUUUUUCAGGCCAUUGUAUGAAUAUUUUUUAGGGUUAAUUGGCGUGCAAGAAUUUUUUUCAUUUAAUUUUCCCUUGCGCGAAUUUUUUUUUGUACUUCGCCCGCCCCCCAUAAGUUUUGUAAUGGUCCGUCCCUAAAUAUUCCCCUCGUUGAUUAUGCUUAAAAAUAUUUGGUUACAUUCCGUGUUAUUCCCCAUAUACCAUUUCCACAUAGACCAUAAUGCACCUUGUUUACCGCCCAAAAGUUUGCCUAACCAUUUUCUUCAAUUCCUCUUGGGACGACUGUAAUUCUGGGCCAGGAGAAAUUGGAAAGGUUGGUUCUGUAAAAAUCUGGAGGGCAAGCACCCAGGUGGAAAUCUUAUGAGGAUCUUAACAAGAUUCUUAUUAAGAUUCUUACCAACAUCUUAACAAGUAUCUUAUUAAGAUUCUUGUAAGAAUCUUACAAGAUCUUAUAAGAAUCUUAACAAAGAUCUUAAUCGAGACUCUUGUAAGACCUCUUAAGAUCUUACAAGAAUCUUUCCAAAACCUUAGAAGAUCUUGUAAGAAUCUUGAUUAACAAACUUGUAGAGAUCUUGGUUUGAACUGUAACUAGAAUCUUAACUUUUUUUGCAAUAUUUUCAAGAUUUUGUCUGUGAAGUUCUAGAUUUUUCAAGGGCUUAGUCUAGAUUUUAACACAAUCUUGCAAGAUGAGAAAAAGGUGUUGUUGAGAGAGCUUUCAACUCUCUUGGUCAGGAUUCUGUAAUGUAAUUUCCUUGACAAUAGAUCAAGACCUGAUUCUUUAAAAAAGAGUUCACCACGUCAAUUGCAAAGACUUUCUCAGUCAAUCUUCAUGUUUGGUGUUACAUUUAUUUGCCUCAUCAAUUAAAAAUAGUGAAUUCAAGAAUAAGUAACAUUGCAAUACAGUAAUGUAGAUUUCUAUCUUUCAAUGAAUCGGCAUCGUGUAGUUUUAAUUAUCUGUUUUAAAUCAUGCUAUUUUACCCGUUACUUAAACAAUGUUCAAUAGGCCAAAACUGCCAUUUGCACCAAGAGGUCAUGAUACAUCGUUUUUAUGAAAAUGAAAGUAAUAUGAUUUUGCCUUCGAAAAACGGUUAGUGGGUUAUAUGUUAUAUAAAAUAAUAGUUACUUGGUGUUACAAAGCCGCACCAUUUUCUUAAAAUGAUUAAGUUCAUAGCUGGUCACAUGACCAAAAAUGUGAUUUCUAAAAUUAUGAAGUAUCUCUUUCUGAACACAAAUUGUGUACUUAAACUUCAAGGAAAAUAUUGAAAAUAUGUGCCAACAUUUACAGCACAUCUGAGCAUAACUAUCACACGUUUAACAAGACAUAAGCUAAAAGUAGUUUGGCCGCUAUGUUGGAGGGCAAGAGUAUGCCCUUCAACAUGGCGGCCAAUACAAAUCAUACUACUUUGUUGAAAAAUCAGAGUACCAUAAAUAUCUCCCUUGAAUGCGUUUCCUCUCAAAUUUCAGGUGUACGAUAAUUUUUAUGUGUUCUGUCAAUUGCCAUCUACAUGUAUUUCCUCCACAUCAAUCAACAUCCAAUGCCAGGAUAGUAAAGUAUACCCAAAUUUAAUGUUUAAUCACCAACUGGAGAAAGCAUAGAAAUUACAUUUUAAACAAGUUUAUGAUAAUAAUGUUCAAAAUCACAUCUUAUGGUACAUGUUUUGUUUUUAAAAAAUUGAAUAAAAUAAUUAAAGUCCUGAGGUAUAAAUUGUUCUUUAGUCAUUAUUGAAAAAUUGUGGGACACAUUUGUAACUGGAACAUACAGCAAAAGAGUCUUGAUUGAAUUAAUUUUACAACGGGAACAUAUAUGUAAAAAAGAAAAGGUCAGGCCAACUUGCUUCCAGCAAGCUUAUCUGCUAAGCCCUUAUUAAGCCGCUCUUUUACUUCAGUUCUCAAACUGAGAACAAAAUAAUUAACUGGAAACUAAAAUAUUUGUAGUACAUGGCGUUUAAACAUACUUGUUCAUGACUACAGUAGAACCCCGGCGGUGAACUCGAACUCUUAAGGGAAACGAAAAAUAGUUCGAGUUUAAGCGGGGAAUUCGAGUUAUCGGGGUAAAUUUCAGUGCAAUCUUGAUUUGUUUUUCGGUCAUCCCAAAUGCAAAUAGACCACGCUUGUAAAUAGCUGCAGAUUGCUAUUUGCAACUUGUUUUUGAAGCUGUGUUCUCUUUGCAUUAUUUAGUGUUUGUAACUGUUCCUGUACCUGGGAAGCUAAGUGCAUUUUCACGUAGAAUACAGGUUAUUUCUUUUAACUCAAGGCCACGUUGCCGAGCAGUUAGCCAAGCGAAGUAAUUUUUACUCCGAAUCCCAGGCAAAAGGCCCUGAGUUCAAAUCUCUCCCUGACUGCCAGCUGAUUUUGUUUUAGGUAUUCCCGAGGAUUUUCUAUUGCCAGUUCCAAAUUCAAAUUAUCGCUUGUGUUUUUAAAAUAGCCAACAGGUCGCCUCCUAGCUCCCAAUUGGGAUUGCGUCUCGGAAAAAAAAAAACAAAAACAAAACAAAACAAAACAAAAACAAAAACAAAAAACAAAACGAGUAAAAUUUGUCAUUUUAUUUAUUUAUUUAUUAUUAUUAUUUCUGUUACAUUUCAAGCAAGUUUUAAGCAAAAAUUGCUUUUGUUGAUUUCUACCAGUUUAAUGUGAAACUAUGUUCGUUUUCAAUAUAUAUCUUAUUCGAGUUAAUUAAAAUCUACGUAUGAAAUUAAGUCCUGCUACAGACUUUUAUUUAAAGGGAACUGACCUGAUCACUAUAUUUGCACCGCCCUCCUCUACUCCCCUUGAAAAAAUGCACCAGCUCUUAAGCAAGGUCAUGGGAUCUAAUCUUGUUUGUGUGUGUUUUCAAUUUUUCCUUUUACCAUUGUUAGGUUUACGACUGGUUGGAGGAUCUGAAAGCUGGGAAGGAAGAGUUGAAGUAUAUUAUAAUAACAUCUGGGGAACUGUUUGUGAUGACUCCUGGGAUAUAUAUGACGCGCAAGUUGUUUGUCGCCAGCUUGGAUUUCCUGGAGCGAUAAGUGCCCCAGGGUCUGCCCGAUUUGGCGCCGGAAGUGGUCAAAUUUGGCUGGAUGAUGUUGCAUGCUCGGGAAGUGAAAGUUCUAUAGGCUAUUGUCAGCACAGCGGAUGGGGUAUCCAUAACUGCGUUCACAGUGAAGAUGCAUCUGUGAUAUGCGCAGGAGGUACGUCGUACGACGCAUUGUUGUCAUGUUAUGUGGGUUUCCCUUAGUAUAGUACCGACCAUUCUGAUAACGAUAUUGUAGAUAACUGAUUAGAUAAAUGUUAAUUUGACGCACAUAUUACAUUGUAUAAUCAAUGUAAUGAAAAAAUACAUUGGUAACAGAGUUGAGGAAAAAUAUGUUUUAUUUUGUUUUUGCUUUUGAUUUUUGUUUUUGUUGUUUGCUUUUUUUUUUGCUCUUGUUGUUGUUGUUGUUGUUGUUGUUUUUAAAUGAGUAUGUAACAAUGAAUUUUUCAGAGCGUCCUGGUAUAAAUGCUUUAAAAACGACUUUGACAAUGUUAGUUAAGGAACAUAGAAAAUAUCAUUUUUAACUGAUAAUACUUUUCGUCUUUACUGUGAUUUUGUUUGUAUAUUUGCUACCGCCUGAACUUAAAGUCGGGAAACGUUUAAAGAAUAUUUAGCUUCUCAACUUCUCUACACCUAAUGAUGUUUUGAGUUCAUGCUUAUCCUAUAAUUCUCUUUCAUUUAAUUUUUUUUUUCUCCGGCCAAUAGAAUUCCUAAUACAGUCAACUCUCGCCUUGAGGGCACGCUGUUAUGACGGACAACGCUAUACGAACAGUAGCUAAAUGUCAGGCAAAAAAUGAAUUAUAGAUGUUCGACUGAAAUAAACUCCCGCUAUUACGGACUCUCGUAGUCUGCUACACAGCCAUUUUUAGUGUCGUCGCGCAACGCGUAGGGAGGAGCGUUACGACACUAAAAACGGCUGUGUAGCAGACUAGGACUCUCACUAAAAGGACAAUAAUUUAUGGCCCCUGUAGUGUCCGGUGUAAAGAGAGUGGAGUGUAUUCAAUUAACUUGUUGGCAUUGUUUAUUUCAUAGUUUGCGGAGGAAGUUUAAAUCAAUCAUUUGGCCAGCUACGUUUUGGCCGGAAAGGUUAUUACAGCCAUCUGCUGUGCACCUGGUCAAUUGGAAAUGUAGGAAUCCAGCAAGCAGCUGCACUUAUUUCAGUACAAGAACUCUACCUGUCAUAUUUCAAGUGAGUUAGAUGAAGCAGUGUCUUCCAUAGCGAAUUAAUAAGAUUUAUUUUUUUCUCUUUUUUGUUCAAAGUCGAGCGGUGGUUUUGCAAAAUAUAGAACUUGUAAAAGAUAUUAUAUUUUAGAUAUUCUUCUUCUUCUUCUUCUUCUUCUUCUUCUUCUUCUUCUUCUUCUUCUCCUUCUCCUCCUCCUCCUCCUCCUCCUCCUCCUCCUCCUCCUCAUCAUCAUCAUCAUUAUCAUUUAUUGUGUGUUGAACGUUGAAUAGAUGAACGGAUGGAAGGACGGAUGAUUUGAGUGGGUUGGAAAGAUAUGGGAAUAAAACGACAGCGAGAAUAGAUGAGUGGAAGGAUGAAAGGCAGAUAAGCUCUAAUCCAGCAUUAAAACGUUGUUUCGUUUUUGUAUUUUACCUUCCUAUGUAAUGGUUAAGUUAUCCAGUUACUGUAAGCUUGAGUUGCACGUUCUUAUAUAGGAAAUUCUGCUUAAAGUUUGCCUUAAACCUGAGUUAAACUUAACCGUCUUUCGGGGAACCGGGCCAGGAGAAAAAAAAAACAAAUCCAAAAAAAAAACAUGGCCGAGAAUAGCUAGGUUACCACUAUCAAUGACAAAAUAUAUUUUUUUUCCUCUUUAUUUUUCAGUGAAUACGUUAAAAUAAUGGAUGGGAGCGGUGCAACUGUGCUUAUUCGUUAUGGAUACUCAUCGACUCCCCAAAAACCUUUUAGGGAAGUUAAUUUUGGAAACUCUGAGAAUAUCACCGUUCAAGUCUAUCUGUAUGGUAGUUACAGUAAUGUCAGGCUUCAAUUCGGAAUUGUACAGCAGGGAUUACAAUCGGGUUAGUUUCAUCAUUUUAGUUAAAAUAACAUUAAUAUUGCGAGCGUUAGUAUUUCUCAUCAUACAUGUACAACACCCAAAGAAAGCACAGAUCUCCAUUUUACAGACUUACUUUUCCUAUGCGUAAUAAACUGACAUUUGUUGAUUGAAGUUCUUAAUUCUAACAACCAAAAUAAGAGGUAAAAGGUAAAGUUAAAGUGCCUCAUCAUCAUCAUAGUGAAUAAUAAUAAUAAUAGUUAUAAUAAUAAUAAUAAUAAUAAUAAUAAUAAUAAUAAUAACAAUAAAAAUAAAAAUGAGGAUCACUCGAGGAUAUCUUUUCUUUGCCCAUGUAUAUUCCCGUAAAAUUCAUUUUAGUUUUACACUUAAGUUUUUCUUGAUUUUUUGUCGUGGUUACCAUGACAAUUUUCCAAAUUUAUUCCAUUCAUACAUAUUUUCUAAACUGAUAGUUUUUAACAAAAAGUCCGCAGCAUAUAAACAGAAAUUGGCAAAACAAAACAAAACAAAACGAAACAAAAAACAAAUAAAAAGACAAAAACAACAAAAAUGUGUGUAUCCAAAUGCCGGCUUUCAAACUAAGCCCAUUACGAAGAAAACUCAAAUUUUGGAACUUCCACUAGUUUACAACAACAAAAACCAGGGUUCUAGCUAGAAUUAUCGUUUGGGCGUUGCAAAUAGCGUGGCGAAAUUUAAUUUUAAUAAACAUUCUUAAACUGAACCAUCGCUGUAACCUCUAUCAUCAUCGUUAACUAAUAAACUUUAUUGCUGUCUUUUUAGCUCAGCUAGUGUCCAGUUGGAACGUAUCCAUUGAUAACAAAACAGCAACUAGUAUGGGAGUUUCCUGGAAAAAUCUAUCAAGAUUGCUGAACCAAAACAUUCUGCACUAUCUAACUGUCAUAAAAAGUGGCAAUGGAAGUAUAGUGAGUGGAAAUAUCCUGCAAGGAAAUACCACAUCUGAUGUUUUGUAUGGACUGUCGCCGUAUAUGGAAUAUCGACUCAAUGUUCUUGGUGUAAAUGAUAACGGAAAUGUUUACAAGACUUCAGAGGUCACAGAGUGGACUGAGGAAUCGGGUAUGUUUUUAUUUCAUUGGUUACCUUGCCUGCCAAAUCCCGAUUUAUAACUUAUUCAUAACAGCUUUUCAUGUUGUAUUUCUCUCUAGUUCCUGGUCUUGCUCCUAACAAUAUAACGUUCUCUGAAGUAGGAGAAACGCAGUUCAAGGUUACUUGGAAUCCUCUUCCUCAGCAGUUUCACAAUGGCCAAUUGUUAGGCUAUAGAGUUUACUUCAGGAGGAGCGCUUAUUUUCUAAUACCAUUUAAUACAAGCAGUUUAGUCAUCAGCAGUUCUAAUAUGACAUGGGCAUUGAUAACAGGACUAGGACCGGCUCAGCGCUAUGGUGUUUCUGUGGCGGCGUAUACAUCAAAAGGAGAUGGGCCGCGUUCCUCUUUUUAUUAUGUUACCACAGGUAAAACCUAAGGCAAAAUAGCCAAUUGUAAUCGUGAGGCAUCACCAUUAAAAAAAAAACAAAUAAACAAACAAACGAACAAAAAAAAAACAAAAACAAGGGGGGAAGGAGUAGGGGAGAGCUGAGCGGGGUAUGAUUUGUGCACAGAGUGUUUUUCUGGACCGGAGGCGCUUUGAACAGCAGAUGAACUUUGGCGGUCAGCCUACGUUGUGUCUUGGUCAAUUUUUUAAUUACAAAUAAAAAUAACAUCGUGAUUAUUAUUAUUAUUAUUAUUAUUAUUAUUAAACGCCGUUUAAACGCCGCUCCCCAAGCGUGUGUGUUAAUGGCGUGAGCUCAUAAAUUAGUUUAGUUGAAAUGAACCGUUUUUUAAUUGAAUUUUUUUUUUCGAAUAUAUAAAAUAUUUUUAACGGAAUGAAUUUUUACAAUGGAAAUUAAGUGUCCUUUUUUUUUUAAUCGAAAGGAAUUUUAAAUAGUGUUUUAACUGAACAUAGUGUAAAUAGUGUUUUCUGGGCGAAAUAAAUUGUAAAUAGGUUUUUAUAGUGGCUUUCUUAUCAAUAAAGUUUUCAUUAUUAAGAUUAUCAUCAUUAUUAUUAUUAUUAUUAUUAUUGUUAUUAUUAUAAGAAAAAAAACAGAGAAUUGUUUUUCUUUCUACAAUUUGUUAAAUAUAUUUUCUUAAGAUAAAGAAUAAGACUAUAAAAGUGCAUCCUGGGCGUUUUUAUUUAGCGUUCAAAGCGGACUCGAAACUGUCUUCUAAUUAUCUUCGUUACAGCUUGCAAGGUGGUGGUCAACCAAUCCUCUGGCGGUAUAAAUGUGACACAUUCUGAUUACACCAGCUUGUACUGCUUCUGGUCAAUUGGGAAUGUCGGUAUUCCCCAAGCAAUUGGUCUAGUGCUAAUUCAGGAGAUGAACUUUGGAUAUUGCAGGUAUUAAUUGAUAUUGCUACUUUAUUCAAUCCAAUGCAACUCAAUGCUUAAAUUCAAAUAGCACUAUUUUAUUAUCUGUUGGGGACCAUAACUAUUUUUAUUAAUAGUUAAAACCAUGAUUGAACUCUAGAGGGAAGGAGCCACUUAAACCAUUGUAAUUGUGUUAGAAUUUAGAGUUGGUUACAAGAACAGCCUUUCUGUUAUUUGAGAUAGCUCUUAUUAUCUGUGCUAAAGGACCAAAAACUCAGAGGACCAUUCAAACGGGAUGUGAAAUAUCAUAAAAUGUCUCCUUCACGUACUUGUUAUGAACCACACUAGUACUUUCAUAUCUAUUUUCGUCCUGCUGCUACCAAUGUGUCGUUUCUGUCAUCCUGGACAUAAUGUGUGUGUUUAUUGGGACACGAAAGUGAGGCACAAAGUUUCUCUGCAACAAGUAAAGAAAGUCGGAAAAUAUUUUAGCAAUAACUGACUCAAUAAUUACUAUCUAAAGGAACAUGAAGAAUACAUGAAAAGUUAUAAAUUCUCUAAACGGGCCGUUAUGUUUUCUGUCAUCAUUACCACAGUGAACAUUUCAAGAUUUUUGACGGCAAUGGCGCUCUGAAAUUUCAACAAAGCGGCUGCUCAUCCUCUGUUCGUGGAUCAUUGGUAGAGGUUCCGUUUUUCGCCUCGCACAACAUAACAGCAAGUUUCUACUUGCGUCUCUUGGGAAGUAAUAUCAAAGCUGAUUACCUGAUACUGGGGACAAGCGUUCAUACAGGUGAACUCCUGUAAAAAAAUAUAAUAAUAAUAAUAAUAAUAAUAAUAAUAAUAAUAAUAAUAAUGAUAAUAAUAAUUAAAUAAAAAUAGUCGAAAUUAAAAAGAAUAAUUAACCAUUGGCUUCAUUGCCUUUAAGGCCUUCAGUUUCAAUAAAUUACGCAGAGCCUAAUUUUUUUUCAUUAUGUGGUAAGUUUCCUGACCUAAUAAAUAAGUUUCCAUUUUUUUAAUUAAAAAAAAAAAUCAGGAAAAAAGAGUUUGGCAUGCAUUUUUUGACGGAAGUUUUAACGCAGCAACUUGAUAUUUUUUGUUCGUUUUGUUUGAUCUUAUUAUUACUUAAAAUGUGUUUGGUCGCUUAAAAGUCCUUCAUUUUGAAGCUUAUUUAGCGAAGCAGUCUUGUUAUUUAGCAUGAUUCUUAUAUCUCUUUUAUUAAUCGAUAUUUCAUUCUUCAUAUAUUCUUAGGUGACUCUUUGUUUAUAUUCUUUAUAUUUUUCUCGUAUUUAGCCCAAAUGCUUUUUGGUUGGAAUUUAACAGUAGAGAACACCACGUUCUCCAGCAUAUUGAUUCGGUGGACAAACCUUACCAAAGUUCUCAACCGUAAAGUUCGUCACUACAUUGUCUUCUUAAACAGAAGAAAUAACAGUGUAACAUUGCAUCAGAUUGUCAGUGGAGAUCGAUCAACAACGGAAAUCAACGGACUCACUCAUUCAACAAAUUAUUCUGUGGAGGUCGUUGGGAUUGACACAGUGGGGAAGCCUUAUAAAACUCCAUCAGAAGCUACCAUGACAACAAACCGUAAGAGAGGAAGUGCCUUUGUUGUUGUUUUUGUUGUUGUUUUUUAUCUAUUAGUGUUAAGAAAAGUUUUUAAAUUAUCUAUUUUUAACUAUUUAAGGGGAAAGAAUGACCAACAAAAUAAUGCUCAUCAAUAUGGCGACGAGCAUUGAAGCUUAAUUCACUGUCCGUAAAGCUUAAUUCACUGUCCUUAAAACAUCUGAAUUUUGCCGUUAAGUAAAAUUCGGGCAAAACUGCCUGUUUAAGAUAUUUUCACAUUUUUUUUUUCAUUUACACGUGCAAACAUGUUACUUUUGUUCUUUAUUUUGUGACUUUUAACUGUCUAUAUUGAGUUAUCUUUGUCACUUGUUAAUGAUGUCAUGGCGACAUCGAAACGUUGUGUCAAACUUUUUUUGCUAAUUUUUAUUCUUAAAUGUUUAACAAAAGUUAAUUUGAUUCGUGUCUGAAAAAAAAAAAUGGACAAAUUCGAUACAAAUAGUAGGGGAGUUCGGGGUUAGAGCUAUCUACAUUUAGUAUUUACCAAAUCAGUGAAGAGCAUUUUUUACUCGUUUUGACUGGCUCCCGUAACUCGGAAUAUCCUAGGCUAUUCACUGUUUUGGAACCGGAGCCAAGAUGGCGUCUCGUUUCGAGACAUUUUUGGAAGACGAAAUUUGAGCGAUAAUUGAAGCAGUCGUACAAACAAAUACCAAGAAAGCGACGAAUUUUGGCUUUUCGGUGUUCACUGGUAGGUAGAAAUUAUUUUCAUACUGAAUUUUGCAACAAAGUCGUAAAAUGCACUUGACAAAAUCCCCAAAAAUGUUUGUUAAUUGAAAGAAAAUUUCCUGCUAAGUGACGCUUGUAAUUUACAGGAAGGUAAUGUUUUUAUUAUUAUUAUUAUUAUUAUUAUUAUUAUUUUAUUUUAAUCCAACUAAUUUGGUGAAUACUAAAACAGCUAUCCCCUCCCCUCCAAUAAAACGUCUUAAGCAAACGUUAAUCUAAUUUAUCCGGCUUCUAUUUGUAACAUUCAUAUAGUGUCGAUUUUGGGGAAAAUAUGUUUCUUUAUAAAUUAUACUAAUAAUUGUAUUGUCAUUACAGUCACAUGCGGUGUAAGGCCCAGUGUCAGUACCCCUCGUAUUGUCAACGGGUCCGAGGCACCAGUAAAUGGCUGGCCCUGGCAGGCAAUGCUACUAUCAAGCAGUGGUAGACAGUUCUGUGGGGGAUCUUUAAUUCAUCCUCAAUGGGUUUUAACAGCAACUCACUGUGUAAGAAGCAUGUCUUUGUCGGAUGUUAAAGUAAGGUAAUAGUAAAAAGUCUAAUUAUUCAAGAGUGCAUUAGGGGACUUAGGGACAGCCAACGUCAAUUUUCGGAAAAUAUCUGUUCGGAAGACGAUCCAGAAUUUUCGAAACAUUUGUUGUAACAAUUUCUUGCUGCCUGCCUCUCCUAGGAUUUCGAACAUAUUAAAAAAUGGUAUAAUUGCCCAUUUUUGACAGAUUUUACCCUUAAAAGGAGCUUUUUUUUUUUUUUUUUUUUUUUUUUUUUUAAUGUAAUCACCCUCAUAUACAGCCCUACAAUCUUAGUAAGAGAGAAAAUUUAAUAAUUUGUCAAAACAACCUGGACCUUUUCUAGCUACUUGGUAACCAUGAUAAUUAUACUAACAUGGUCAGGAAAGUGCAUUGUACGCUCGUCAAUUUAAAUGUUUUUUUAGGAUGAAGUCGCGAUUUACCUGGGAGAAAUUUGUCAACAAAAUCGUGGGAUUUCUCGAGAAAUGUCACGCAUAUUAGCAGGAUGUUACGUUGUGUUGAUGUACCUCAUUUGUGUUUUUGUUUCUGUUUGUCUCAAAAGAUUGGGAGCACAUUACAGAUUGUCGUCCUCCAUUGGAACAGAACAGGAUUUUGACGUUGUAAGGAUAAUCCAGCACGAAAACUAUUACUAUCCGAACAGCUAUAGCAAUGAUAUUGCCUUGCUAAGGUUAUCAAGACCAGCCGUGCUUGGAAAAGGAGUGGGCCUAGUUUGUCUCUCAGAUCCAAACCUUCAGCUUCCAUUUGAUAAUUCUGACAAGCCCUGUUGGAUCACUGGUUGGGGAACAAUUUACGACGCAGGUCCACAGCCAAACGCACUGAUGCAGGUUGAUUUACCACUCGUUUCCAAGCACCGCUGUCUCAAUUAUUACCCGGGGAAAAUAGACGACUCCAUGAUAUGCAUUGGGAAAGCCCAGGGAGGUCAGGGUGCCUGUCAUGGUGAUAGCGGAGGGCCACUUGUGUGCCAGUUUAGUGGUAAAUGGUAUCUUGAAGGAGCUGCCAGCUGGACGAUCCUGCCUUGUGCCUCCCCAUCGAAGCCAACCGUCUAUGCUAACGUUCGAAACUUAAAAUCCUGGAUAGUCAACAAAAUGAAUGGAUUUGUUACCCCUUCUCCACCUCCUUCUAGCACCUCAGGUACAGUCUGUGUUAGUUAUUAUUAUUAUUAUUAUUAUUAUUAUUAUUAUUGCUAUAUUAAGAACUGUAAACAGAUGCGUCAGAGGUUCUAGAUAUCCAUUCAAAUCACGUGAGGUCUCACAAGACUUCACUUUCGCCGUAGCUGGUCUACACCUACACUCAUAAUUUUAGGCCUAGAUUUUUGAUAGUUUUUUUCUUAGUAAUUCUUAAUUUCCUUUUCCCACUUUUAAAUUAUUCACAAUUGUGAAUAGUUUUUCUAUCGUGGACGUACAUAUAUUUAGUUUUUAAUUUGUAAACAAUACGAUAUAGUUUAAAACUGUAAAUAUUACUUAUUGUUCUGAUACUUAAAUAAAGAUUGGUGAUUACUAUUAUUAUUUUUAUUAUUAUUAUUAUUAUUAUUAUUAUUAUUACAAGUUAUAACGGUAAAAAUAAAUUAUAAUUAUUUUACAAUAUAUAAAGCUUCUAGUUUAAGCCUUAAACCUUCGGUGCCGCAUAUUUACACGACAAAGUCACGCCUCGAGGUUCUCCGCUAUGGUGAGAAGUGAUUUCAUUUGCUUUUAUUGAAAUGGAUGGGUGAAAAUUGAUUGCCCUUUUUCAUAUGCAAAUCGUGUCCAAUGACGUACAACUCAUGUCAAAGAUAAAGUAAAAUCAACUGUUACGGCUGAUUCUUAAGUCGCGGCACAAGCCGAUUAAUGAAAUAGAUUUACAAGAGAGAUACAAAUUGUUCUUACUGAAAAGAAAACAAGAACUUAAUAACAGCCUGCAAACCAAUAAGCUGAAACUUAUGUCAUGUUAGGCCCCUUUCAAAUGUGGAAAUUCUUAUGAGUGCCGAACACCUAUUUUACUCGAUGAAAGUAAUUAAAUACCGCAUUUGAUUCAGACGUCGGAUAAGAUGGUGCCGAACUUAACUCUCUGGAAUGAAGAAAAGCGCUAUGGCCACCAAAUACAUCCUUUUAGUUUUUAAAUUUCUCCCUAACAAACGUAUACACUCCGGUAUACAUGUGAGGCCUGUCACCCCUUGCAUUUUCUCUCUCAACAGGUUUGAAUGUAUUUUAGUAAUAAUUCCAGCUGACUGUGUUUUAUAUAACAAGUGUGAUCAACUGCCUCGUUAGUAUUUAAAUGUGUUCCUAUCUAUGUAAUAAAAUAGGGUAACCCACCCCCUAAGGGUAGCUGAGAAUUGUACAACCCACCCCUUGCACAAGGCUCAAAACAUCAUGAACCACCCCUCUCUGCUUCGGCCCCCCCCCCCCCCCAAUACUUUUUUACCAGUUCCAUUAAGUUCUUUAACUAAACAAAAAAAACAUAGUUUAUAUCCGUUGAAUACAUAUACCACGUUUUAAAUGGCUUUAAAAGAGAGGAAAGAAGAAAUAUAGAAGGAAAAGAAACGCACUUACAUGAUACACACACAACAUUACCAAUAUCAAAUUAGUCUAUCUAAUUUUAACUAUUUAGUAUAUUUUUAAUCAACAUUCCAUGAAUUCCCAUCGAAUAGGUUUGAUUGUUUCUAUAUAAAACAUUUUAAACUAGUUACAGGGAGGCAGUAGACACUAUCUACAAGAGAAAAUAACGAAAUACAUUUCACUCACCUUUUUUUUUUUUAUUUUUGGGGGACUUCAGGUCUAAGACUGGUGGGAGGAUCUGGAAGCUGGGAAGGAAGAGUUGAAGUAUAUCAUAAUAACACCUGGGGAACUGUUUGUGAUGACUCCUGGGGUAUAUAUGAAGCGCAAGUUGUUUGUCGCCAGCUUGGAUUUCCAGGAGCGAUAAGCGCCCCGGGGUCUGCCCGAUUCGGUGCCGGAAGUGGACAGAUUUGGCUGGACAAUGUUGAAUGCUCGGGAAAUGAAAGGUCUAUAGUUUAUUGUCGACACAACGGAUGGGGUAUCCAUAACUGUGGUCACAGUGAAGAUGCAUCGGUGAUAUGCUCAGAAGGUACGUCGUACGAGACAGUAAAUAAGGCUCACAUUAUGGUCAUAUUAUGUGGGUUUCGCUUAGAAUAGCGCCGAUAAUUUCUUUAGAGCAUUCUGAUAUAAAUGCUGUGGAAAAAAUAAUUAGAUCAAUGUUUAUUUGAAGCGCGCACAUUGUACAAGCAAUAUCAUGGAAAAUACAUUAGUAAUAGAAGUGAGGAAAAAGAUCUAAACAUGUUUUUCUUUUUUUUGUUUGUUUUUUUUUGGGGGGGGGGGCUCGUUUGUUUUUUCUGUGUUCUUUUCUCCAUACAUAUCAUUUCAUUUAUUAUUCUCUGCUUAUAGAGUAUUAACGUGACUGCGCGAUUCGGUAGUUAUGUCAGCCCACGAUUGACCUGCUCACCACUGAGUUCACCAAAGAGUUCUCAGUAGCUCAGUGGUUAGAGCAUCCGACUAGUGUACGGAAGCUCGUGGGUUCAAUUCCCAUCUGGAACUCAGAAUUUUUUUCUGUGUUCUUCUCUCCACACACAUCAUUUCAUUUAUUAUUAUUAUUGUUUGUUUAUUUUUUAAAGACUGUAGGUGUCUGUUUGUUUGUUAGCGUGUAGCAUACAGCUACCGCCUGAACUACAAAUUCGUGAUAAAUUAACAAAAAAAGCAACUUCUUUAUACCAACAGCGCAAGCAUCUUGUAACUUUGACUAUGGAUUGUGUUAUGGAUGGAGUCAGUCUUCCUCAGACAUAUUUGACUGGACACGCCAAAGAGGAAGUACUUCAUCUUCAAAUACGGGGCCUCCAUCAGAUCACACUACUGGGAACGGUACAUACAAUACUGAACAUAUCUACAUGAGUACCGUAAAUAAUUUUAAAAGGCACUCUGUCAUCUAAUUAUGUAACAGAAAGGAAAGGAAUUUGACUAUGCCAUAAAGUGCUGCUUGUAAGCUUCCAAAAUUACAAGCGAGGCCCACCUACCCGCAAGAAAAGAAUACAUCCGAUUCCCCCCACCCCCCCCUUUCAAACCCAGAUAUAAGCCCAUCUCUAAAUGCAUUGAAAUGGAUUCAGUUUAAUUGAAGCUUGAUGAAAAAGAAAAAAAAAACAAACAAACAAACAAUACAAAACAAAAAUCAGUAAAUACAACUUAAGAAAUGGUAAACGUGCAACGUGCAACGUGCAACGUGCAACCAUCGAGUUACGGAUGCACGCAGGAGGUUGCUAGGAACGAAAGAAGCGUAAGAGUUAAUCGAGGCGUAGCCGAGAGUAACUACAGCCUCUUGAGAGCCUAGGAAACCUCCCAAGUGCAUACAUAACUCGAGGGUUGCAAAACUGCAACGCUUACCAUUUCUUUUAUAACAUAGUGAAAAGAGAAGAUAUUCCAUUCGCUUUUUGUCGAGUCAGUCAUCGGUACUGGAAACGAGUUGAUGGUUGCUGUAAUCUACCCUUGCGUUAACAAAUCAUGCCUUUCAAAAAACUUGCGUUUGAGUUUUUCUUUCCCCGAAUCAACCAUUGUCCGUAUUAUGGUAAAUUGCUGUUGCCUUACCACCGUUCCUUGAACUACUGUUAUGAAGGAACAUAAACAAAAUAGUUAACAGGGAAGUCAUUUCUGGUAAAAUUUACUUGAAACCCAAAUGUUUCGGUACUUCAACUAAAACUUUUAAUCGAUCAAAGCCACACAACAAAGCUGUCUCGACUCUGAGCACGUUUCCUGAAAUAUUUGAUUGAAUUUAACAUCAAUAUUAUUGCCAACGAGGUUUAACUAAUGAUUCGUACACAAACUUCUUAUCUUCAUCAGUAUCAUUAUUAAAAGUAGGUCGAGUUUGACCGUCGUGGGUGAAUGUAGUCCUGAAUUGGACUGUUGUUGACAGUGACUGACAUUUCGUCGACCUGUGCGGUACUCAUCUUCAGAGUCAAGGUGAGCACGUCGGUUGCUGGUAUUGUACUCUGGUUAUUGACCUAAUUGGUCACUAAAAAGUCGCGAUGUUAUUUGUCGUCUGUCAGCUAAGCCGUUAUGUUAUUGUUGUUGUGACUAGAAUAGAUACCCCAAAGUCAGAUUGUCAACUUCACUCAAAAUACGAUAGGAGUCUUAUAACUUAAAUUAGUAAAUAAGAAAAGAAAGAAACAGAAGAAACUAGUGGGUUGUAUGGAGGACUUCAGCCCGCGUCACUUGAUGUAAAAUACAUAUCCGUGUCCACUACACCAUCAGGGGUUAACUGCCGAGACCGGUUAAUUUUAACGUUCUUUACAUGGCGUUGAUCAUUACCGUUUUUAAAACAGUGCUUAACCCUAAUCACUGUACUUUGGUGCUAAACCCUGUAUUCAACUACUUUCCCUGCACAACUGUCUCUUAUUAUGAUUUCCCCACUUUUCCAAAAGUUCUCGUGCCCAGUAAAUUCGCCUAAACAUUGUACUAGCGUGGUAUAGUGUAUAGCGUUGUGUAAUAAACAUAAAGUGUCCAACCUUAUUUUGAGGUAUCCAUUCUAGUCACAACCGUUAUGUUUUUGGCUAUGAAGCCUCGUAAUGUCGUUGGUGCGAUUCGAUCCGUCUGUUGUCACAGCUGUCUAUUGUUAGUCAAAUAGACCUUUGUCACGCGGCGGCCAUUUUGUCUCAGAAGAUUUAAGAAGCUUUGUUUAUGCACGCGGCUAGCCUUGUUGAGAGAGCGAGGCUAGCAGUGCAUAAACAAAGCUUUUUCAAUCUCCUGAGACAAAAUGGCCGCCCAGUGACAAAGGUCUAUUGUCAGUUGUCCAGUCGUUCUCUUGUAGUUAGACUUACCCAAAAGUGGAGCUACAUUUUUUUUCCUCGAGCGCAAAGCGCGAGCUAGAAUUUUUGUUAUGUUUUCAGUGUGGCUUAGCGAGCGAGAGAGCGGGAGCUCGACUUGUUUCCCAAGUGACGUCAUUUUAGCGCGAGCUAUUUGCGUCCAGACUGAGCGGAGCUGCUAACGUAAAUUAUGUCAAAAUGAAAGAAGUUCGUUUUUUUUUUUCUUUCUGCUUGGAAAAUCCGGCCCUUGCUAGUCUCACACAGAAAGAACGCCCACUAAAGCUUUAGUGCGCGUUGCUUUUCCCUACAAUGUUUGUCAACAAUGUGAAUCAGUAAAGAAUCCUGUCCUAAGGAGGCGACUGUUUACAGUAGGAAAAUGAAAACUUACUUUUUUAAUUAUGAUCUGAAAUUUCUCGUCGGUCGUGUAUUUAUCAGUCGGAACAGCAAUCACAAAUAAUCUGCCCAAUCUGUUCUGAUAGGAACGAAAAACUAACAAAAAAUGUUCUUAAAGUUAGACAAACUUCUCGGCGUACGUGCUCAAUGCGCUUUUAACCGUCAGCUGCCAGCGAAGAUCAAAUCAAAGGAUCGACAUCUACAAUCGUCUCUUUCCCCAGACCGUAAUAAAUCGAAAACACAAGGGUAAAUUUCAAAUGUGAAACUCUUGUCGGAGUCGCUUAGUGGUCUCUCUCUCUCUCCUCUUGUUCGCGAGCAUCUUUUAGUUCAAAGGCUCUCCGUAGCCCAUACGCGAUGACAGCCUUGAUAGAACACAUGACUCUCAGCUUUUUAUCAUAUAGGAGACCUUGAACACGAAAUCGAAUUAAUACAACCUGAAAUAAUAAAGAACUGAUGCAAUGUAAGAUACCCAAACGUCUCAAUUUGAAUUUUGAUCAAAACAGCUCAAGUUACGUUUCAUGUGACGUGUCGGGCUUGAUUGACGGCGCAACAGUGAAAACCGUUCGUGAUUGGAUAAAAUCUAAGGAGGAAAAAUCCUGCUGUAAAUUUGGCGCGCGGGAGGGAGGGGGAAUAAAAGUCCUUCACACUGGGGCCUACUGCCCCAACCGAAAACGAGAAGCGAAGGACUUUAAGAAAGUCUAUCUCGUAUUUAAUUUUACUUGAUUCUGACAAUAAGUCGUUUGUGCGGUGCCUGUAACUAUUGACUACGAUUCAGUGGCGUUUGUUCUAGAAUAGGACUACAUUCACCAGGACGAUCAAACGCAACCUACUUUUGAAAAGACUCCUUGGUUCAAAUCUUUCACAGUAUCAUUAUUUAUUAUCAUUAUACUCUUGCAGGAUACUACAUGUAUAUAGAGACGUCGUCUCCUAGGCAAAGAGGUGACAACGCAAAACUUCAAGUGUCAGUUUCUGGAAAUGGCACAGCAGCUUGUCUCGUUUUCUAUUAUCACAUGUAUGGUGAUACCAUAGGAACUCUUAAUGUUUAUAGCGGAAAUGAGUUGGUUUUCAAUGUAUCUGCCAACCAGGGUAACUACUGGAUACGAGCAAGGAAAACGAUAUAUUUGCGAAACAAUGUAAGUUUAAUACAUUUUGGUUCUCAAGAAAUCACGACUGUUGGUAUUUAUCAAAUUUCAGAAAUCCUUGAAAAUCUUCAGAAAUCGGUUGAAAAUCCUAAUUAAGUAACAGGAUUUAUUAUAUGGCAAAGCCAGUCUUAGGCAAAUCCCUGUGCUCUUAUUGGUUCUUUCUCUGUCAGGAUUUUGCAUUACGAGCCGUUUCCAUGGAAAUGGGCCAACCCGUGUUUUUUUGUUUUGGAGCAAAGCAGCGAAAAAACAAAAAAAAAUGUGAAUAUUGUCAUUCUUCACAGCGAAACUACCAGAAAAAGCUAAAAAGAUUGAUUUUUUCCGGAAAUUUCAAAGAUCAUGAGGACGACAAACAUUCUCCAAGCGAGUUUUAUUAUCCUGAAGAUCUGGAAACUUUUGAUGCAGAAACUGAAACAGGCAUAACCGAAAGCCAGGAGGCCACAGACGAUUUUAUCAACCAACAGAAAAGUGCAAACACAAACAAGAAGACGGCUACUGAUAUGAACACUCUUAUCCGCUACCUGGAAGCUAAUGGUAUGAAAAAUGAGAAAAUUGAAAGCUUACCUGCGUUCGAGCGUGACCACCUUUUGUUGAAAUUUUUUUGGAACGCACGCAAGAAAAAUGGAGAAGAGUAGGAGCCAGCACAGUUUCCAGGUUUCAGCGCAGUAUACCGCUAUACUUAGUGAGAAUAAAUACCCAUUUAACAUACUCAAGGACAAUGAGUCCGAAAAAUCCAGAAAAGUCCUUGCAGCGAAGCGAAAGUCACUUGUUCACGAGCACGGCAAAGGAACUUCAAAGAACUGUGUGGUAGUUUUUAUCCCUACACUUCGGAUUCCGAGCAAGAGACAAAAGUCGUAAGUUACGCUGGGGUGACGUUUAGCUUCAACAGUAGAAUGAUGGCCGAGAAGUCUUGGUUUGGUUGGCCGACCAAGGCACAAAAACCCGACAUGAUCAGGACAGAGGACACCAAAGAUCGUUUCAACCAAAGAUUUAUGCCACCAAUACAGCGAGAUGUCCUGUCAGUUUUUACAAAAAAAUUCCGCAGUCACCGGCCAGUGGAAAUCUUAAUGAACGCACCAGAAUCACCAUUUUCCUUGACGGUCUGGCAUAAUCGACGAUCAGAAAAUGAAGUUUGGUAUGUGGGGGCACCCCUUGAAAAAAAUAAAAUUUCUGUCCACUACAGUGAAGAACGCUGGCCUCCACAGAGAGGGAAAAAAAGGAACCAAUAAAUCUGUCAGGAAACCUGUAUUUCGAGGCUCCUUGAUGCUUAUGUUCCAGAGAACUUUGUAGCCCAACUGAGUGGCCACAAAAGCACGGAGAGUUUACAGUCCUAGAAGUCCGCCAGUGCUGAACACCAAAAGAGGAUGUCCUUGACCCUCAGCAGAGCUGAUCUUUCUGGAUCCAGAGAUGAAGCUUUAUCAAGUGUCCAUAAUCAAGGGUUUGAAGUUGUAACUCGCUCGACUACAGACAUCGCUGCGAGUUCGACCACAAAUACAUUGAUUGAUCAGUUAAGCAAUCCGUUACUGUCUUCCAACGCGCCACUUUUUACAGAUAUAGGAUCCAUCAGCGGGUGCACAUUCCAAAUAUUUCAUGGCAAAUGAAUGUGAAAAUUCUCCAGAAUGAAAGGAAGCGUCGGUUUGUUAUCGAGAGCGAUGAAGACGAUUGAAUUUAAAGCUAUUUUUUAUCAUCUUUGCCCAGUUUUGAAUUAAUUUUCACAGCUUCACUUGACACUGACUUGAUCUAUAUUUUAUAACCAAAUCGACAAAAAACCCUCGCUCGAAUUUUAGAAUCAACAACUGCUUUUGUCAGAUUCCGUUACAAAGCGUUUUUGAAGUUUUGGUUAAAAUAAUUUUAGACGAUUUCACAUUCAAUAAAUUUGUUUUUCCAACUCGUGGUAGCUGCUUUUGUCUGAGUAGCUCGAGUCAUCACGAUUACGUCACAGCAGAAGCCCUUUAAGUGCAAGCCACUGGAAGUGCAUUUUACUAUCAGAAACAGCGUGCCAUAUAAUAAACAACUUACUAACUGAGCUUGCUCGAGCCGUACUGGGGAAUAUUGGCCCUCGGUCGUGGAAGUACGGACCUCGCUUCGCUCGGUCCGCACUGCCACGACCUCGGGCCAAUAUUCCCCAGCACGGCCCUCCCGCUUGGUUAGUAAGCGGUUAGUCUAUCAAAUGAUCUUGCCAAACCCUCUCACGAUAUUUUUCAAGAUCUUUUGUGCUUUAUUCGCACGAAAAAGUGAAAUUAUUAGAAAGAUUACGAUAUUUCAGUCACUGACACUGGUGGCUUUGAGGAAAAAGUCCCAGUACUUCCUGGCAUUAAAAGUCCACCGUCGACCCUAUGACCCUUGGUUAGCAGCGAUCCAAUUGUUUGACUUUUCAAGUACUUGAAUACUUUCCAUUUAUUUUUUGUAUAUAUUUUAUUUAUUUAUAGAUAACCUUCGAAGGUAUUGCGGGGUCUUCAUAUACAGGAGAUAUAGCUAUCGAUGAUGUGGCAAUCACCAGUGGAAGCUGUAAUAGUCCAACCGUGCUGCCGACAAAUCAAAGCAGUGGAAGUAAAUAG